GAAAGCAGUAGAUAAAUACGUUUUCGAAGUAAAUAUUGAACAGACACACGUUAGGUGAUGUAAAAAGUAUUUUACGUGAUAAUUGUAGGUUUGUGGGUUAAAUUAGAAUCAGAAUGGUAGUGGUUACGCUUUAAAGCCGCAUUGUUUUUUCUUUUUAAAUGUUUGGUAUCAUUAUUCAAAUGUUUGCUAUUUCGGACGAAAUAAUUUGGUGUCAUAUGUUAAAUGAUUCUCUAUUGUGUACUUGUACUUGUGAUCGUUUGCUUUUCAUACAAAAAAAUAUCACCAGAUGGCGCCAAACCCAAUUAGUCAAUGAUCCUGUGAGUUGUUUGAGGCAACUUUGUCUAUGAUUCAUCAAGUUUUAGCCUUUGUUCAUCACUUCUCUGUUAUCUGUUGCAUGGAAUACACUGCCAACAAUAGCAUAUGCUGACCCAAGUAGCUACUGCAGCGGAACAAAGUGACAUAAAAAUCUUCUGUGGGCUUAGAGAUAUGAAGUAGCCUUUAGGAACCACGGGGACAACAUCUCUCCUCAGUUGAAGGGAACUGCUCUGUUUAUGCCAAGAACCAAACACGCACAGGGGGGAGUAUGAGACUGGAUGUUUACACCCGCAGACCACACAUUUACUGACCUCCCAUGUAAGAGGACGGAGGAGGCGACCCCCCGUCCUGCUCUCACUCACACACUCACGGAGUGGACUCCUGACACGGAAGCGGAGGCAGCGCUGACACCGUGCGCUGUUUGCUCCCCGGGCGGCGCGCAGUUUCACCGGAGCCCGCUGCCUGUCUGCCCGCCCGCCUGCGCUGUCUGCCUGCGAAAAGUGAUGCUGUCAUAGCCCCCUGCGCCGCGGACAGAGAGGCUCUCUCUCCUCCCGCACUCCCCUGGUUCCUCUCUGGCUGACUGUCGCGGCGGCAGUGCGGAUGUGGAGCCUGCAACGCAACGCUCUUCAGCCGCUGGCAAGCAUCGGAGAAGAAGAUGAAAUGUUUUUCCCGUUAUCUGCCGUACCUCUUCCGCCCUCCGAGCACCAUCCUGUCCUCCACUUGCCACACCGAAGGUAGGGUGGGACGCCGAGAGGGCUGUCAGGGGAUGUUAGUUGCCUACUUUGAGUAUGUGACAUGAAUGUUUGGCAUCUCCUCUGCCCAUGACAUGCAGUAAACGUGUGGAGAAGUUAGAUUGUGCAGUUGUAGGGCUGCUGACACACUGCAGAUUUGUCACACUGCGUGAAGUUAUUGGACUCGUUUAUAAAUUCAGAUGAUUGGGAGAGAGCCUAUCUGAUGACUAAAGAUGUUGAUGUGUGUGAUUGUGUGGCUUUCUGGUGUAAAGAGUGACUCUAAUUGUAUUAUUCUUUGAUGCCACACACAGGCCUAUGCCAGAAGAGACACUCAGUCUGUGGAGUUGCAUGACAAGUGUCUUCCAUUGCUCUUUAAUGCAUUUAUUUCACCCUGCCACACUUUGCUUAGAUAACCCAUGUAGCAUGCACACCAGUAGGCUAGUAGAUGCCACCAGAUUUGAUUCACUUUAUUCAGAGGAUACAUUUCCCCUGAAUGAUAAAAUCUUGACCAGGUUAUACACCUGGCAUGCACACAGUUUUGCAGAGUUUACAUUGUGAAUUGACCUCUUCUGUGAUGGCAAUAAAAUAGUUGCAAGGGCAUUUCAAUUCACUCUGCUGUCUGCCGGGGCAGCCCGAGAGGGUCUGAGUGUUUGUAUAACCAGCCAUUUACUGGGUCAUAAUGUGGAGACUGAGCCACUGCAUUAUUUAGCUUUGCAUGGUUGCCCUGCUUCCUGUGUGCGCGCUGCCCUCAGCCCUCUGGCACAGGAAGGAAGAUGGUGUGGUACAGCACAGUGUGUGAGGGUCAGACACAGGGCCUCUAACAGCCCUUGGUUCUGACCUAUUUACUGUUAAUUCCAGAAAGUGAAAGACCUGUAGUGGAUGUAUAUAUACUCUAUAGUCUUGACUCACUCACAUAUUCUUCUGCUCCAUCACGUCCAUUGAACGCUCCCUUUUCAAACCUUUACUCUGGUGCUUCCUCACCUUCAGAGCAACUCUGAAUGGUAAUUCAGUGUACAACAAAACUGCUCUCAAUUUGCAUGAUUAAUGCAAACCUCAAGGUGUACUUUUAUAUUUUGAUUAAAUCACAAUCAAACAAUCCAGGGGCUAACAAAGCAAUUAUACAAAAACCCAAUUAUAUAACAAAUGAACAAAGUGUUGAACAAUUUACAGAGAAAAAUGUGCAUUAUGAAAUAAGAAAAAUGGAUAAAUCACAAUUUCAAAGGUCAAAUAAUUAUGGCUGGAGGAGUGUGGAGAAAGUGGACAUCUAAAACAAAGGUAUAUUUGUCAGAGGUUUAUCUUUGGAAGCUUAGCCAAAAAAGAAAAAGCCGAAAAAGUGUUUAAAAUCAAGCAAAAAUAAAUCCUUGUGCUGCUCAGUGUAAAUCUGUUUUGUACCAGAAAGUGUUCUCUAAGUACUGCCUAAGUACUGUCUUCAUGACGGCUAACCUCAGUCAAGACAGGAAGAAAAUCAGGGUCAGCCAAAAGUUUUGGUAACCAUGAGAUAGUGAAACUUGAGUUAGACUGUUUCCAGGCCAAACACCCAAACCCUCCUGCAGUGCGUCCUAGCUUAUAUUUCUUUUGAUUACUUUUUAACAGCGGCUCGUGCUUGGUGAAAAUAUGGCUUCAACUGUUUACGCAAUACACACUGCUACAGCUUUACCCAAUUCCCAGCCACAAAUAUUUUUUUUGCUAUGAAAUGCAGAGAUAUGAUUGUCAUAAGCAGGAGCUCAUGAAUCUAGAGAUGAAGUCAACAAACACAAUCAUCGACCCUUCUCUCCUUACAUCCUCUCACUGACUCUCAGAGUUUCUGCAGGUGAUAAGAGAGCGGUGUAAUGGAGGAAAUGAUAGAUCUGUAAAUCUCCAAUCCUCGGCCUUAGUAAUGUGAUAUGAGAUCCUGCAUUGCUCUCCGCAUGGAGAAAUAUGAAGCAGUCUUACAUAGAGAGCGGGUCAGAGAUGUUGACUCUCAUGUGCCGCGGGCCAAUGGGCAGUGAUGACACAGCAGAUGACCUUGGAAACAUGACGUGUAAAAAUUGCACAGGCCAUCUCAUCUGCACGCGAUCCAUGCGAGUGUCUGCCUAAUUUGUGCACAACUAAAGGCAUGAAUGUGUGUUUGCAUUUCAUCAACGCUCCUCUUUGUUUACUCCUGCUGUUUGCUCCUCUUGCCUUGACCUUGUAGCUGUAUUUUGCUUUUCCGGUAGUCUUCCUGGUCAUGAGGAGGCUGGCCCAUGCACCGCUGUUGCCCUUCUUGUUCCUCUCAAGGCCUUCCCCCACCCCCCCACCCCCUUCAUAAAAUCCCCCAGCAUUCAUGUCGGCUCCAGCUGAGCAGAGUUCACCCCAGGGAAGAUGAGUGUGCAGUUACCAUGUUAGUGGAAAAACAUUAUAUAAGCCCUGUGCUGGACCAUAUUGUGUGCAUAUGUGUGUGUGUGUUCUUUUUGUUUAUCUGGGCCAUUGUGGAGAGCAGAGUGCCAGCAUCACUCGGAUUCACCUGGGUCCACUCUCUGAGGGGUACACAGACAGUUUUUGACUGCUUGUGUCUUUUUGUUUGUGACUAUGUGUUUAAACCUCUCUGUAAGUUUGCACAAGUCUCAGUGUCUUUUAUCUAUUUUUUCUGUUCUUUUGUCCCCUGGUGUCCUCCUUUUUCCCAUUUCACAUCAGUCUGUCAGUUCUGGUGUGAUGGAUUAAGUCUUAAAGGUUUCUGAUGGGUGUGUGUUUGUGUGUGCAUGUGUGUCUCCCUGCUGCUGUUUUAUGUUUGAGUCAGGGAAAAAUGUGCGUCCCCAACUGACGCCUCACUGGCAUCAAUCAGACAACCAGUCCUGCCUCUGCUUCCUCUUUCGAGCUGCUGUAAAGUCUGUAAUAUCAGCUCCAGAUUCAUUUUUUUUGUUUGUUUAGGAGUGACAUAUAAAAGCAGAAUAAUGAAUAUUUAAGAUCUGUGACGAGACACUCUUUGUGAUUUAUGUCUAUAGUUGACAUUUAUCAUGUUCUUUGAUGUGGGUGUAUUUGUAUACAUGUAUCUUUGGGUUUUGCACUUUUUCACGGCUGUUUUAUUCAUAAGAAGAGCAGCGAACUUGUCACGAUGGUGCCUCAGGGAGACUUCUGUCGGCAUUUUGACAAAGCGUGACACCAAGUUGAAAUUUGGUUGGCGAGAAACAGAUUGUACGCUGCUGUAUGCACCGUUAUCAUGCAUCCUGUUAUGUUGUUACCCUGACAGACACCCACUUCACAGCUCACAACACACUCCUCAUAGCCCUAUUGUCCUUGCAUGCCAGUAGGGACAAACUACUGACACUCAUGAGGCUUCCACACACUUGUACACGUGAGUGAUGUGUUUCACUUUGCUCAGCUUUUCUGUUUGGAGGGGGGAAAGAUGAGAAAACAGCGAACAAAGGGUGCUAAAAAGUACUCCAGAGAGAAAGGUGAUAAGAAGCGACUGCUGUUCCUGAAAACUCAUUUUAGCAUCUUGAAGCAUUUAAAAUUGCUGCUCUGCUCACAAACACAUUUUACUUGACCUUUUACCAAGCUGGCAAGCAAACAAACAUAAAGAUUAAUGAAAAUGUCCUUAAAGGAGCAGGAUGUUCUUGUGAUUGUAUUGCACUCCCAUAAAGUUGAUGCACUUGCCAGAAAGAGAUCAAUAAAUUGAAGCAGCAGAUGCAGAGAUAUUAAGUGUUUGAGUCUCUACAAAAGGUCCCAAAACACUAGCCCUUCAUUUCCUAUUAUGCCGUUUUUUUUUUUUUUAUAGACCUUGCUUAGUAAAGACUAAAAGUUUUUAACAGGCCAUUUUAAAAGUUAUGCACAAGGUAAGGCAACCCUAAUGACAUCAGCAUGAUACUGUAAGGUUUAUUUCCAGUCAUAGACAGUCAAAAAAUGUUUUUUUGAAGGCAGAACAGCACAUCUCAUGACAGGUUAGUCUACCUUUACAUUUGAAUAUACACAUGGGAGCACUUGUGGCACAAAAAGUAGCUCUAAAAUAUUCUCAAGCAUUAAAUUCAUACCUGUCUAAGUGCCUCAAGCUCUCUUUUGCAGCAAACCCUCCAGUUAUGUGGAAAAAGAAAUUCCCCUCAUGAAAAAGAUAAGAAUAGUAUAAUACAACACAUAUCUCUGUUUUUGAAGAAGGAUUGAUGUUUGAAAGGUGUAUGAGUCAGAUGUGACAUUUUCUUUUUGUUCUCCCAAUGUCAUCGCUUUGGUGUGCAAAGACACACUUGGUGAAUUUUAGGCUGCAUUGCUUAAAGUAUCUGAUGGAGGGGCUUUGAAAUUUGCAUACAUGCUUAUUUUCCUUUUUAUUUCAGUUGUUUUCUUAACAUCUAACCAUAGUGUUUAUUCCCAAUGUUGAAAAGCACGAAAUGUACACAGAAAGAGCUCAAUAGAGUGGCACCAUGGUAUGCCUUGGUCUGGCCUACAACAUUGACAAGCCUUGUGCUUAUUUUCUAGAUCACCUAAAAAUUAUUCUGGGCAAGCUCAAGAUAAUGCAAAAAUCACACUCCGAGUGCAAACCUCUACCAUUGAGGGUGCAUACAUUUUAAUUUUAGGAUAUUUUUUCAUUGAUGAUCCACAUGGCAUGUACUUUGGCAGAAAAAAAAAAAAUCUUUUAAUGUGAGCUCUAAUCUGUGAUAACAGGCCUUUAGUGCUUCGUAUACUCACUUUAAUCACACUCAGCUCAUUGGGGCCAAGAAGCUGCCACAUUUGAAUCCAUUGCGUCUGAUGGCCUCUGCAUCAUAAAACAUCUGGCUUCUUACAUUACGCAUUCAAUUUGCAGGCCAGACUCUGAAUUUGUAAUUCUUACUACUUUCCAGGAGAUAACAACAUUUACUUACUGUAGUACUCUUGGCAAAAGAAAACAGUCCCAUUCAAAGUCACUGGAGGCAGUAAAGGCUUUAUUCCCUUUUAGCAUUUUAUAUACAGGAAAUAGUUAUUAUUUGUGUCUUUUUUAUUUAUGAUUGGUGGCAUAAAGUAUUCCCAUAUCUAAACUCUGUAUUUUAGCCCAGAAUCCUUCGUGAGUGACCAUCUCAAAGACAGCAGCCUUAAAGAUGGUCAGUGAUUUUAUUGAUUCCUUAGACAAUCAAGAACAUUGUUCAGCAUUGUUUAUUGACUUGUAUAAUGCUUUUGACACUGUGGACCAUGUUAUCAUGAAGCAGAGGCUAUUUAGAAUUGGACUGUCUGAACAAUUUGUCUGCUGGUUUGAAAACUAUUAUCCAACAGAUCGCAGUGUGUGUACACAGAAGGCAUCACCUCUAGACCUCUUAAAUUAAUAAAUAGUGUGCCUCAAGGCUCCAUCUUAGGACCUCUUUUGUUUUAAAUUUAUGUUGAUACCAUUGGCUAACAUGUCUCAAAUGCAAAUUUUUAUUUAUAUGUGGAUAAUACUGCUCUGCUCCAACACAGUAUCAGGCUUUUUGUCAUUUACAAGAUGCAUUUGAUACCUUUACAAAAUACCUUUCAUGAGUUGAAAAUGAUCUGAAAUCCUGAGAAAAUUAAACUCAUGAUGUUUAGAAAUUCAAAGACAAAACCACUAAACCUGCUGUCUAUUAGGUGAUGUGAUUGAGUCUGUAUGUUCCUACAAAUAACUGAGAUUACUAAAUACUGACUCUUGGUCUUUCAAGCCUCAUAUACUGGAACUUGUAAAAAAGUUGAAGCUACAACUGAACUUCUAUUUCAGGAAUAAGUCCAGUUUUUUUUUUUUUUCUUUCUUUUUUCUUUUGCUGCAAAGGAAAGACUCAUUGCGGCUACACUUAUGCCUCUGAUUGACAAUGGUGAUUUUUUGUAUAGGCAUGCAUCGACUGAAAUCCUUCACUCUCUGGAUACUGUUUACAGUGGAGCUCUGAGGUUCAUUACAAAUCUGAAGUUUCUUACCCACUACUGGUCUCCACAUGAUCGAGUUGGCUGGCCUCCUUUGUCUACUUGUUGACUAAAUCCCUGGCAUGUCCCCAUUUACGAGGUGAUUCUUAACUUGCUACCCUCUUAUUUGUACAAUGUAAUUAAUUUGAAAAAUCUUGGACGCUAUCGCCAUCGCUCUGUGACCCUAGUACGCACUUACUUUUGCUGUCUGUCCCCAGAGUGCAUCUUGCAAUGGGUAAGAGAAUUCUAGGCACAGUGCUCCUGCAGGAAAAGUUGGAUUUGAGGGAGCUGGUCUCCCUGAACGUUUUUAAAAGCAGAUUGAAGGCUUUGGAGGAUGAUGCAUCAGGCUGUAUAUGCUUUGUAUGAUAAUUUAUGUUAUAUGACCAGAUCUUGAACCCGUGUUAGCACUUCUGUAACUUUGUUGGAACAUGCUGCUGUCUUGACCAGGGCACUCUUGUAAAAGACAUUUUUAAUAUGAAAAGCUUUCCAGGUCAAAUAAAAUGCCGACAGAAGUCUCCCUGAGGCACCAUCGUGACAAAUAAUAAUGGACAAAAAAAAGUCAUUUUUUAAAUGCAUCUCUGUACCUGUUUGUUGUUAUGAAACCCUCAAGUGGUCCAAGUAUUAGCAAAUUUAGGUUUUAACAACUUAGUCUGUGUUUUUAUUGAACUGUUUUUCUGAAUUAUGCACUAAUUCCAUAAACUGGAUUGCUGCCGAGUCCAGCAUUAACAUUACUCAAGAGAUCGUUCAGCCAAGCGUGACUGUCUAGUCCAAAUAAAGCAGACCUUUCAUUUGUACUUAUAAAAAUUACAACAAAACACUUGCAUAAACCAUACGAAAGGAUAUUAUGAAAUUGAUCAUGGGCCAAAGUGUGCAAGCUUGACUUUAGGUCAUAGUCUCUCUAACAGUGAGUACUUCUGCUGGUAUACAGUGCCCAGCAUAAGUCAGUACACCCCAUAUGGAAAGUAAUGUAUUACUUAAUAUCUAGAUGAGCAAAAGUACAAUUUACCAAAGCUUUGACAAAGCUGAAUUUAACAUAACAUUUUAUUUACCAUAAAAUGAAAAUAAGGGUGAUACGGUAACUAAAAUUUAGCUUUGCUCCCAGAACUUUGAUUGGGGUGAACUCAUUUUUGCAUCCUGAUUUUAAAUUGACUUUUUUGUAUGAAACUUGAAAAAUCUUGUUUGCAAUCAACAGCCUACAUUUGGGGGGAGUAUUUUGUUGUAUAGUCUGACAUAGAAAGUGAAACUAAAGGUUUUCUGACAACUCUGAAGAGGUGUACUCAUUUUUGCUGAGCACUGUAAAGUGGUGAAUUUUGCACUUGGAGUUCAGCUCCUAGUUUAAAGGACUACAUGUGUUUUGCAUUAGACAUAUGCUUUGUAAUAUAGUGUUAACUGUUAUGUGAAAAUGGUCAUGAUUGAACACAGAGUGGAGGCAUGAAAGCUUGGGUGUUAUGUAGUUUUAUGAUAUUUAGAUAUGAAUUGGAAUGAAUAAGGUUCUUUGUAGGACACUUUCCGCCGUUGUUCCUUUUUUGGUGCAUUGCCUUGAAACAAUUCUGCAGGACAAGGUGAAAAAAGUGGUUGUAUUGAUUAAGUGCUUACCCAUGGACUUUGCUAUGGCCACCUUUGUACUUCCCUGAAAUGACAGGACACAAAUAGAUGCCUGGAGGGAAGCUGAAACAUUAAAACCCGAUGGUGUACUUGCAGCAAUAUCAAUUAAAGGUAAUGUGUAGUUAGGAAACUAAAAUCCCAUUCUUUGACUCCCAGCAGGUGGAUCUCAGGAGCCUGUGGGAACUGUAAUGAACAUGAUGUUCUCCAGCACAGUGAGACAAAAACACCAUAACAAAGCUGUCUCUUUCUCACACAGCACUCAUCCAGUCUCAUUUUACCACAAACACUUCCUGCUAGCUCUCCACGGCAAGUCGACAUGAAAACAAGGAAAGAAACACACAAUUACAGCGUAACUGAGACUCCCUUUACUCUCACAGCCUCAUAGGAGGCAGUGUAUCAUUACAGCAAACUCGUGACGCAAGUCUCAUUCUCUCCUUUCUUUAUCCUUUCACAAUCUGCAGAAACAGGAUAAAUGUUUCACCCCCGACCUGUUCAAAAUGGUGCUCCUUGGUGUUGAUGCCCCUUGUGUUAUAUAGAAUCGACUCUGCUCCUGUUGGGAGCUUCAGAGGCAGACAAAGAGGCUCCUUAUCGAGCCGCUCUGCUGGGCCUUUGCUCUGGCUGGCAGGCUGUAGCAUGAAGACACAGACUGCUAUUGGGAUUGGGGUAUAUAUAGAACAUCAGGAUGGGCUUCCUCUUUCUCUGCCUCUCCCGUCUGUCUCAGUGGUUUUAUAAAAGGUGCUGAUGGAAUGAGGGAGACAAGAUGGUAGUCCUGCUGUAAAAGCCCCUCUUUAAAUCUUGAGGUCAGAUUCAUGCAUUGAGUAUCAUUCACCUCUAAGAGUAAUGUGACCGUGAAAUAAAUAGUGACGGACAGAGUAUGGUCUUUUAUGGCAUAGGGGAAAACCAUAGACUGUAUAUACUAUAGACAACUUGGUUCCGCCUUCCGCCAGUACAUGGAUUUGAGGCCGAAAAGCUCUCGGUAUUUCCGGUUUUUUUCUCAACUUCCUGAAACCAACGUUGUGCAGUAGCAUUGUGCGCAUUCGGCGGGAGAGUCACAGAGAGUCGUUCUGAUGACGCUUGGCUCAAACAGCGUAUCCCCCUGUGCAAUCUUCGUACACCCAUAGGCUGUAUCAGGUGUCAAUCAAAGAAAACAUGAACCCCCUAAUAACUUUUAAAAUGGAGCUAUACAGAAAAAAGAGGACUUGAGCACAAACCAGUCUUAUAGUAACUACAUGUCAACAUCGCAACCAGGGGAAGAAACAUUUAUAUUCUGUGUCAUAAAUCUCUAAAGUUUGUCCACAGUUCCAUAGGGAUGGCUGGAGGAGGCGGGAUUUAUGACCUAUACUGCAGAGGGUGCUGUUCUCGAGGUGGCUUCACCCAGCAAGGAGGUAGACGGCGUCUUACCGGUCAAGGAUCUGAAUGGGCCAACUGGUUCCCUGAAAGAGAAGACUAUCUGUAUCAUUAUUCAGUCAAUCACUUAGAGCCCUAACUAGCCGUCAGCUACCCUUCCUACAUGGACUGCUCUUCGUUCGGUUGUAAUGCUGAGAGAGGUUAGAGCAGUUGAAGAAGACUGCUGGCUGAACAAGAACACAAGAUGCCGUACGAAACAUGUGGGCCAGCGAAAAGGAACAGGAAGUGUGAUAUCACCGAGUUUCCUCACAUUGUGCCGGGGCUAGUUAGCGUUAUGAUUAAGAACACGGAAACCUGGUUGAAUCUCCUGGGAUGAAUCAGGGGUAAUUGAAUAAGAUUAUGGGUGGAAAGGCAAACAGGCUUAAGGCACCAGAUGUUUCUUUCCCUCUCUGAUCUCAUAGAGCGCCUGCUAUGGCUGACCUUAGUGUUCCCUGGAGAGGUGUGUUGUUGUGAAUAUUUCCCAGGAGGCCUUAGACAAACGAGCUCAGGCCCAAAUGUGCUGACUCAAGUUUUCUGAAAGGAAUAGGGGAGGCGGUUCUUAAUUUAAUUUCCUUUGCCAGGGUCACACCUAUUAUGUCUGUGUAGGAUCAUAAAAAUGAAACACAAACACUUUAAUAGUUACAUAACUUUCGCUAAAACCACACUCACUGGUUGGGACUAGAUAUGAAAGACAAUGCCAUCGACUUGGUGGGAAGUGGAGAUACAGUCAGAGACGUUGCUGCAAGUUUAUCUCAGAAGGAAACCAACCGCACCAACAGAAGCGAUGGCCAUGAUCCAAUUAGAUCCGCCUCUAGUUGCCCUUUACAGUUUCCCAGCACAGUUUUUCAAUAUCCCUCUGAAAAUAGCCCCCUAUUGUUGCAGAGUCAUACACUCCCGUUUGUACAGAAUAACCUGAGAAAAACGGUCGAUAUGGAUCAGGGAUCAAACCAAAACAUUGUCUAGAAUGGAGAUGGCUAUAGAUAGAAAAAUGUUUGUUGUGUUUUCUGUCAGUCAGCACCACGGACAGAGCAGAGAGGUGUGUACAAUAACUAGAGAGGUAGACACUACAUCACAACUGGAGUCAUACUGUGGUGAAGGCUUUUACUGUUCAGCCUGAAUGCUGUUCUACACAGGAGACAUAGCACCAGAUAAAUAAUGUAGCUUAAUGCUACUGUAUUAGGCAGCAGUACAUGCAGUACCAGUCUGUCUCUCCUUUCUGUCUGUAUUCCUCUGCACUGCUCUACGACCCCACCCCUGCUAACACACACAUACCCACAGAAACACAGAGAAUAAAAAACACGCACAAUUCUCUGAAUGGUUGGGUGCUACAUGAUGUCACAUGAUGAGUCAUAAAUCAGAAAACCGUCGCACCGUCUGUCUGGGUCUGCUUAUUUCUUUUUAUAUUUUAAUGUGUCUCUAGUUUCAGGCUUUUGGCACUAGCAGUAUGUGAUAAACAGCAUCUGCUAAGUUUAAAUGUCGUAUUCACACUGGCAGACACACUAUAUUUAUAACUGUAGUUGUUAUGCAGAGGAGAAAACUGGUGAAAUUUCCAUCACGUGUGAUUAGUCAUCAUCCAUUCCUAUUUAGGCCAGUACAAUAGUGUCAAAACUACUUGUAUGAUUCAGAGAGUGCCAAAUAAAAGAUUUAAUACAGAGUCUUAUCAGCAGUUGUACAGCUGUAUCAUCCCAUGUUCUAUUCAGUGUGGACUAACUUUCUGAAUAUCAGCUUGUUCCUUUUGGUACUCCAACCAUAAUGUUAUUGCUAACGCUGUUUUUGUGUAGAAACUGUCAAACAAUGACAGACACCAUGUUCAGUCAUGCUCCGGGGAAAUCUGCAGGCUGAACUGCAGGAUUGACGUCACACCCUUCCUUUAACCAAAGCACACAUUUUUUCAGCAAGGAAACACCAAAGAUCUCUCAGGUCUAGGCACAGACACAGCAGACACUUAAUAACUAUGGAAAGUGUUAAAACUCCCGUCAUGUCACAUUCUGGGGGUGGGAAUCACUAGUUGCCCCAUGAUACGAUUUUAUUGAAAUUUUUAACAUUUUGAAAUACAGUGAGUAUUGCGAUACAAUAUAUUGCAAUUAAUAUAUAUUUUUUUUAGUUCUUCAGCUAAUUUAGCAUUUGGAUUUCUUUUAUGUUUGUCUUAUUAACGCUGUAUUUUAUUUUUAUGUUGCACAUCUUGCAAACCUUUCAUAUAUAUAUAUAUAUAUAUAUAUAUAUAUAUAUAUAUAUAUAUAUACAUAUAUAUAUUUAUAAGGUUUACAAGAUGUGCAACAUGAAAAUAAAAUACAAACAAACAACAAUACAAACAACAAACAUAUAUAUUUGUUGUACUAACUUUCUCCUGUUCAAUGAUAUCACAAAUGCCAAUCUCACUGGACAAACAAUUGAUUUUAUUUUUCCAUUAGAUUUAACUUCAUAUUAGCAAUUAAUUUGAAAAAAAAAUGAUACUUUGUAAAUGAGACAAUAUGAUAUAUCACAAGACAAAAUAUUGCAAUACUUUAACUAUUUUAAACUAAAUUUCAACAACUGCAUAUAAAUCAGUAUAAUAAGAAUUUACUGCCGGGGCUGAAAGCAUGUUUUGUUUUGCAACAAGUUGGUAAUUUUAAUUCCUGGUUCAUCUCAUGUAGUCCAGUUCUCAUGCAUGUGUGGCUUCGCUCCAGCUUCCUCCCACAGUCCAAAAAACAUGCCUGUCAGGUUAAUUGGUCACUCUAAAUUGCACGUAGGUGUGAGUCUGAGCAUGAAUGGUUUGUCUGUCUUUAAAUGUCAGUCCUGUGAUAAUCUGGCAACCAGUCCAGGGUGUACCCCUCCUCUUGCCUAAUGACAGCCGGGAUAGGCUCCAGCCCCCCUGUGACUUAGUAGGGAAAAAGCAGUCAGGAUGAUAGAUGGAUGUUGCCCCUGUCUUCUUUUCAGCAUUUUUUCCACAUCAGACAUGUUUCCCUGCUCUUGCUUUUGAAGGCAAAACUCACGAGUCCAUGAUGGCACCUCUUUAGGCAUCCCGGCAGGAACUGUUAUACAACGCGACAGCAUGUGAACACACAUGCAGGUGGACACAUAAGCCAGCCGUCACUCCAAUCUGAAUAAACUGAUUAAAAUAAACACAAACAGUCUCCAUCAAUGAGUAAGCCCAUGUCCUCUCCAACUUUUGAGUCUGAAUAAAGUCGAUGCCUAAGUCCAAGAUUAGUCUUGGAAGUCUUGGAAAUGAGGCCUUGAAUUAGUCCUCACUUGACUAGACUGGAGUCUGAGUCCUGGUUUUAGGUCUCACAUCACUGUAAUGAUGCUUGUUUUCAUGGCUGUUAAAAGAGGUCUUUGAUAUCAUUGUUGGCAUCUUUUUUUUUAUGUUAUUUCUCAAUGACCUCUGUUUCCUUUAUUAAAGUGGGGCAGCCUUUGCAUGUUAUAAUGGAGUUGGCUCUAACAUAUGAUGGGAGGACAGCUUGGAUGGUUGGAUGCCCAGAGGCUACAGAAAACAGUCUAAUUAUUCAAAUCCCUGCUCUCAAGGGCAAAGGUUUCAUUUCAACACUGUCAGGUAAACAUAUUAAAUGAGGUUUUUAGGGGUCUGCUAGGAAAUAUUGAGAGUCAGACUCUGUUUCCUGCGCUCUUGGGAGUUUCUAAGCACUAUGUUGUUUUGUUGUGGAGUCUCCAUGAGCACAAAUCCCCCAUUCUUGCAAGUUGAAAGUGUUCAUUAUUCAAAUGGUCAUUUUAUGCUUGAUAAGUUCAAUGAAACCAUCGGACUGAUCCAGUCUGCUUCAGCUUCAUUAGCCUCAACUGCACUCUGCCUUCCUCCCAAGGGAAUUAUGAAUUACUCAACAAAUUACCAGGAUCAGUGGGCUUUUGUUUCAUUUCACAAAGUCAGACUGAACUGAAUGAAUCAUUUCCAUCGUUUUAUUUUGACGAACUCACAAACCCUCAAUGACAGCCAGAUGACCUUCUCUAAAUGAAGGUUUGUUUCACAUCUGAAAACAACAAUUGCAAGUAGGAAUCACUGAUUUAUUAUGACUGAAUCCUCAGAAGAUACUUAAGCACCGGACUAGCAAGAAAACAUUUGUUAAAAUAUCAAGUUGUUUCAAUGGCUUACAUGUUUGUUGUUUUCUCUUUAUCAGUUCCUGCAGCCUACACAGUAGUUAAGGGUCUUACUCCACCUGCUGAUGAUCAGUUCAUAUUCAAAAUACUUACUGUUGAGUCCAAUGGCAUACCAGAGCUUUUCUACUUCUUCUCGCUUCAGUUUUCCUCCCCCAAACUCUGAAGUGUCUCUUGGAGUACACAGUCAUUCUGAUGAACUCAGAGAUAGGGCUGAAUGUGAUUAAUUGGCAAUUUAAAUGACUGAAUCAGAGAGUGAGUGACUGCGAGUGAGAGAGAGAGCAUGCUCAUGGCUACAAGUUCAGAAAAAAACUACUUAUGUGAUCACGAAGCCUGGUGUAACUCAUCAAAGAUCUAACAGUGAACAGAUGGAACUAGAUUCAGUCUGACUAACAUUAGCAGCUGCUCCUAAGACCUCUGCAAGUUUAAAGUGGAUUGUUAGAACAAAUAUUUCUUUUAGAUUUAACCUACCAACACAAAAGUUGCUUGGGAAAAUCUAUUUGUAGCAGGAUACUGGAAGCUGUCCCCUCUUAUUUUCUCCUCCCUUGACUCAGCACUAGUGUCCUUUUUUUAUGGUACACUGUCAUUUUAAUGCCCACCGCCCAUGCUAUGUAAUUACUUAUGCUGACUUUAGUGCUUGUGGGUGUGUUGGUCACAAAAUGAGGUGCAAUCAGGUGCACAGGUUUGAAAUUAGUAUUCCUUACUUAGUGUUAAUGUUGAUAUAAUGACUUUCUGGUUUGCUGACAUAAGCUUGCUGUACUCCAUAGUUUAUCUCAACAAUGGCAAAGUGGAUGUGACGUUGGUGAGUUUGUGGUGUUGCUAUCCUAGCACGUGAAACUUAUUUUGUAGUUCAACUUCCUUUAACUUCCUACAAUUGUGCUGCAGCUGCUAGGAUACUAUAACCUAGAAUAAUAUGGUCACUCUCAUUUACUUUUUACCUUAGAUUGUUUAAACAGGGCCCAUCGUCCAAAUAUCUUCCAAACGAGCUAAAAGAAAAAAAAAAAAACAACUCCAUGUAAUGUGUACAAAAACAGAUUUUUUACGCAACUGCAAAUGCAAUUAAGUUUGCUGUAAAAUUUGUCAUUUUUAACACGGGUGUAUAUGGGAUUUCCAAGGUCUUGCAGCCAGCCUUAAGCGAACACUCCAGUUAAAGCAGAUUUUAGCAGUUGGCCUCAUAUUUCCACAAUAAAGAUUGUUGUGUAGCAGACCCACUGUAUGUGUCUGUUCAUGACUGUAGUGUUGUGCUUUAAAAAAAACCUUUACAUGCUUUAUUGGCACAUUUUGGAUGCCUGAAUGUUUAGUGUUUACUUGCUUAAUUUGCAUGAAUAACUUGCUCUAUUCACAUGCAUAUAACUUCUACACCAGUGACUAAACGCAUACAUUGAUGCGAGAGUGGAGGGGUUUCAAUAUGUGCCAUUUCAGUUUUUUUGUAUCUGACACAGUUAAGGUUGAGUAAACAGUGAGUAUUUGUUGUUUUUGCACACUUCACCAGAUAAUCUGACCUCCUCACUCAUUUUACACUGUGCCAACUCCUUCUUAUUUCUGUUUGGAUUGAAAAAAAAAAGUCCUAUUGUAUAACUCUUCGCAGCUGCACACCAGCAAGAUCAGAUUGUCCUCCAUUUUUCAGAUAAAUGAACCCACACUUCAAAGUUUGCAUCAUUCACUUUAUUUGUGCAAUUCCCACUUAAAUUCAGGCAGUUUACGAAACAUCACUUGGGUCGCCCAGUGAGAACUUGCAUCAAAUCAUGUCUUUACAUUGACUUUACAUGUAAUUCACUUGUGCAGUUGAUUUUAUUUGACCUGGUGUUGGAGAAGGAUGGGUGGUGGCUUCUUUCAUGAAAGAAAAGAUGUUUCAAGAUAUUUAGUUUUAUAUUACAGUGGUUUGCCCCUGUCCUCUGCUUGGCUUAAUUACUUCCUUGGUUGCCUUUUACACUUGAAACUAAGAGGACAGCACCAGUACAGGCCCGUUAACCAGAAAGACAAAUGGUGGAACUCUUGCUCUUGGACUGGAUGCCUACACCCGUACUACAAAAGCUGAACGUAAUAAAUUUGUAUACAAAUCAUUCGUGUUUGAUUUAACAACCUGCAAAGGUAAAAAAUGAAAACCGUGAGAGACGUCAUAUCAAACUGGUGAAAAAGACUGUCUCUGUGGUAGGACUCAAGUUGGACUCAGUGGAGGAUGUGGUGGAGAGAUCUACACUGAGGAAGGUGGAGACUAUUCUAAAGAACAUGGAUCACCCAUUUCACUACAACUUGAUGGACCAAAGGGCCAAUGAUGGUGGACGGCUCCUCUCUCUUUGCUGCAGGACAGAAAGAUUCAGAAGAUCUUUUGUACCAACAGCCAUCAAACUUUAUAACUCUUGUGUUAAUAGUAGAUAACUUUUAGAGACAUAUUAUGUGAGACAACAGACAAUUGAAUUUCCCUUUGGGGAUCAAUAAAGUUAUUCUUAUUCUUAAAGAUGAAGAUAAAAAUACGACAUCAGACAUCUCCAGCUGUACACAUUUAUCUGACUAAACAGUCAUCUCCAUCCUCACUUGUUUGGCAUCUGAAUUGCUAUUUGGUCAGGCUAAUUAUCAACAUGUUAUAAUUAUAGGCCCAAUAUUUCAGUAGUUUACUGUCUUAAGGGCAUUCACCUUGCUGGGGCUGUAUCUCUCAUUCAUGACUACGGCUGUAUUGCUUUUACUACCUGAAUGUAAAGGGAACAACAUAUGGGGUCUUGUAAUUUUGCACAGAUUGGCAGUAUUUUUGCAGAGAUAUGUAACACAGACACAUGAACCGCGGCAUGAACAUGCAAUAAGUACUGGAGGCUGGCCUUGGUAGCUUUGUUUUAGCAACACUCAGCAAACCAAUUUAACAUUGUUUGCCUGCAGUCCCUGACUAUUUCACUGCAGGCUAAAGACAUUCAAUUUCAUUGAUUAUCAUUGUUUGAAUGUUUGCUCCCUUUCACAGAGAAAGGUGCGAAAUCUUUUACUUCGUUUAGCAUUUGUUUAAGCACUCUGUAAAACUAUCAGAUCGGGCAGAAAUUCCUGCUGACCAUCUUUGUCUCCCUGGAGCGUAACUAAAUUUAAAAUCCCUCUCCUGAUUUUGUUAACAUCCUCCAGAAACCCCCUCUUUUCUCUCUCCUCUCCUCCAGUGGGAUUAUACAGACGUGACUUAAUAAGACUCGGAGGGAUCAGCACUUGUUAUCUCAUUUGCUCAACAUAUUCAAUGGCGAGCUUAAGAGACAGAGACUCGUGAUUUCAGUCAGAGGUUGAGGAAGAUUUAAGUCACUGUCUUCGUCAAAUGAAAUCAAACAGGACUGAAAAAUCUCUCAUGGGGGCACGUUUUCAAACUCACAGUUCAUGUGGCCUGUAUUUAUAGGGAAUGAGCGAAUCUGUUUUAUACAAUAAAAGUGUCAUCAUCUGUUCUCUGUCAUCCAUAACUUCUUUUGACAUUUCAGCAUCCAACAUUAAGAUGAAAAAUCAGCCUCCACUGUGAGAUCAUGCACAGCUACACAAAAACUGGACAGUGCAGUCCGGCAAUUUGUUGUUUGUCAGCACAACAACAGCUUGUUUCAAAAAUCAACCUGGCAUUAACCUUCAACUUAGCAGUCACAGUAUCACUUUAGCUCACAGUGUGGAUAAGCUUUUUUCCAUUCUGGUGUAUAAAAAUGAGCUUUGUUCAGAGUGCUCUAAGCUCUGGUUCUCCCUGAUUGGUUCACAUUGAUCUGACCAAAUGGCUCUGUGACCCAGCUUGCACAAAACGUAACCGGAGGCCUGUUGUGUGAUAAAGUACAAAAGGCUAAAUAAGGAUACUCAACAGCAGCCAAUUUAAUACCUGGAAUGACUUACAGUAAAUGUUUUUUUUUUUCGGGACCACAAUCCGACACGCACAGACUAAUCUAUCCUGAGCUGUAUUAAGUUGAAUUUCUUUCUAAACUGGUUUUGUUGCUCACUCUUUGACAGAAGUGCUUAGAAAUAAAUUAACUUAAUAGAGAAGUGACAUGACUGUGAGCCUCAGCUUGCUGCGGACAGUGGGGUGUAUUUCAUUGUGCCCAUCUGGCCUGUUUGAAAGUGUUGCUGAGUCUAAGAGAGGCGGUCAGGCAGUAGAACAGAGCGGGUGAUGGAUGGGGUGAUGGAGGCGGGAGGAGGGGAGAAGAGAGAAGAUGAGAGUGCAGAUUUUGGGGGGAUAAAAAGAAGCUCCUUUCCGGCAGAGUUGAAUCUAAGGCUUGGCUGCGGCACACUGCUCUGCCUGUGUUCAUACUGAGCACACUAACUCUGGCUUCAAACCAGCGUCAACCAACCAAUGCCUCCACCCCCCAACUCACCCCCUUUUUCUAUCUCUCUGACGUCUUGGCUCACCCCUUUUCUCCCCCCCUCUUUAUCUCUCUGACUCUCAUUCACUGCCUCUUUUCUUCUUAUAUUCCUCCUACCUUCACUCUCCUCUUUCUCCUCCCCUGUCAGACCUUUUCUCCACUCUUUCCGGUUGUACAGGCGGAUGUGGGAUAGGGCCAGGGCCUCCUCGUUUCCAUAGCGAUACUUUGUAUCCUGAUGUCAUUAGUAUUGACGGUGUGUGCAGCUUGGCCAAGCUGUCCUGGCAAAGAGGCUGUUUACUGUUUACCCCAAACUAAAAUCAUUCACUGGGAGAUUUUUGUACAUGCAUGUGUGAUGUAACAAUUCAGACUUCUUACAUUUUACAUUCAAAGAGAGGUAACAAUGAAUAAAAAGCAUCAAAGACACACAAAAAAAAGUUGUUAUGUAAAAGCUUUUAGUGUGGUAUGCUUCCAGGAGCAGGAUUUGCACCAUAGGGAGAGUCUUAGCAAGGUGGAAAUGUCUCCUUCAAGUAGAAGCAUCCCCUCAGUCUGCCGGCUCUCUGUAUCAUCAGUGAAGCGUGUCUGUAGAGCAGAAACUCUCAGGUCGACUCCCCCCUCCCGCUCCCGCUCCCGCUCCAGCGGCUCCUCUGACUGAGGAGAUGGGCGGCCCCUUAACACCACUCUUCCCAGAAAUGUGUGUUUUUAUGCCCACGUGCAUGACCUCAUACAUCUGUGGAAAACACUUCAGAUCACAGAGCCGCUCCCACAUCUCGUCCUCUGAGUGAGAGGACGAGAUGUGGGUGCUCAGAUCUCUCUGCAGGCCCUCAGCUGGCAGGUUGUGGUCUCAGUGUUGCCAGAGUCAUUAGUUCUGCUUAGGCGUCUUAGACCAUCAGUGGCCAAAUUAUGGAUCCCAUAUUGAUGCAGUCACAUCACAUUCAGGGAAAGCACAUCUAACAUGCUCACUCGGGGCGAAUGCAAAAAUGUGAUACAAAAAUAGAGGACAUCAUCUUCAAGUCAUCCCUUUGUAAUCCUUCAUGUAUGAGCUGAUAGCCAAAGACGGACGAAGGAUGCAGAAAAAAAAGCUUCCCGUAUGGAUUGAAAUCUGAACUGAGACUCACACACACCCAGGAGAGUGCACGCACCCACACAUGCACGCACACACACACAUGCACAGGAAUAAAAAAUACCUUAGUCUCAGAGACAUUUACCCAGUAAACAAAUACCAUAGAGCAGACACUGUAUUACAGUAGAUGUUUGUUUAUGACUGUAUGACAUUACAUAUUCAUAUUCUGUUUAUUUUUCUCCAGGAUAUUUAAAGGGUUUGAGAAUUUUCCCUCCUUUUCCCAAACGCUGAACUUCACACACUUAUUGUUUUAACCACAGGAGAGUUAUUUGCUUUGGUGCAUUUUAUGCAGCUGGCAGGAUAUGUGGGGAACUGAAAGAGAAAAUACAGAGCUUCAAGAGGAUUGCUGUCUUUAUCCCCAGUCCAUGCAACCACAAAGUGAUUCCUUUUUUAAAGUCAGUUCCAGUGUAAGCGAUGGGUGUAAUGAUUUAGGCUCAAUAAGCUUUUUCCUAAAGUUUAGUGAAAGCCCGAAUGAGGCGUCUGCUGUCUGAAAUCUUUCAAAGCUGCUGUCUUUUGCACACUAACUCCUUUGUGCUUAUUGCAGAGUUAGGGAUGAGUUUUUGUCACAGAGGGGUUUCUUUUUACUCUUGAUCUAUCAGCCAGAUUUCUCAAGGACUUGCAUUGGCUGUUUUCCAAUCCACAAGGUUCCAAUUUAGUCCAUGUCUUUAUCGAUUUUAGGGAUAUUUGAGUAACAACAUUGAUUUUGUUUUGAUAUGAAAGAUAUCCUCAGAAGAUCAAUGCUGUUGAUUGUACAAAGGACCUUCAAAGUGAUUGUUUUACAUUGUUUUACCAUGAGCUUGCAAAUCUUGCAAAUUGUUUUGCUUUUGUCUAGUUCAUCUCUGUCUUAACAGUUUUUAAAAACUGAAAUGUAGCUAGAUUUCUGCCUUAAAGUUUGCUGAUGGUGCCUUCAUGCUUGUUUUAGGGUACCAGCCUUUCACAUGACUACAUUUUGUUGAGUAACAGCUGGUCCCAUGAGGUGAGGGGUCACCCACAGGAAAAGUAAAAGAUCUGAUAUCUGAUCAUUAAAAUGAAAAUCAUUUUGUUUCAGGGUUGUUGUUGUUUUUAACUCAGCUUCAUACAUUGCAUGUCCUUGUCCAAACUCUUCAGUGACUAAAAAACUUUUUUGUCUUUUUUUGUGUGUGUAUCUUAUGUGUAACAUGCAAUUUAUUGAAUUAUACUUUAUUUUUUGCUCACAGAUAUUUAUUUGUUUACUGCCUCAUAAGGCCACGAUAUUUUAGUUCUACUCUGUCUUUAAAUGUUUUAUUCCCUGGAGUUUUUUUUUGUCUAUCCAAACAAUACCCAGCCAUUCAGUUUAAUUUUAUCUUAUUCCAACAAAAACAGGAACUCUUGCAGUUUGUCCUAAAUGUAGAUUCAAUUGUGUAUGCCUCUGCAAGAAUGUGUACAAAGGAUUAAACCUUCUGUACCCAAAACUAUUCCCAUAUUUGGUAUGAAAGAUCAUACUCUCCCUAUUAUACAAUAACAAACACACACUGGUUCACAAGGAUGCAGAUAUUUGGGAUGACAACUGGCCCAUGCAAACAUCACUAGGACACACACAAGUAGCUAAUAUACUAUGGUGUGUAUUUGAUAAAUGUUCUGCAGUUUGCAGAUAUAUUUAGCAGGUUAAAUGAUGUAAUACUUCCCUUCGCCAGUUGAUGGUGCUCUAAGAUCAGCUCUGUUAAUGCUGAAGGCAGAUCACUCAUGUUCACAGGCUCAAUUUAGUGUAUAUAGACAGUGUAUACAUACUACAAAACUGUCAUGAUAGAUAGAUAGAUAGAUAGAUAGAUAGAUAGAUAGAUAGAUAGAUAGAUAGAUAGAUAGAUAGAUAGAUAGAAUUUUUAUCAUUUGCACACUUUAUGAUGUACAUUUACAAAGGUGUUUGAUCACUCAAGACUUUUAAAGGUUUAUAAGGAAUAUAAGUUUCCUAUACCCCUUACAUCAUUUCAAAUUAGCUGAGGAAACUGUUCUUGACAGACAUCCAGCAUGAUAAACAGACAGAUGGACAGUCCAUUUUUGCCAGCCUGUCUCCUCACACUUGUGCGUCAGAAACGGCGAAACCCUGAGGCUGCUCUGCCACAGAAAUCCCUCCUGACAGAUCAAUACAGUGAGCAAUAAAAAUUAAUCCCUGUUCAAAUGAGAAACUGACCGGGCAAGCCAAUUGACAUGUUUCUAUUAAAACAAGUGGCAUGAAUUUGUCAGCGCAGUGGUGGGGCCUGAUCCCACCUUAAGCUCGUCUUGAAAUGUGUGUGUUUUUGUGUGUGUUUUUGUGUAGUUGAUAAAAUGGACAGCUUGCCACCCUGUGGGCACCACGACUACAGACUAUCUGUGAUCCACGCUGGCAGCUGCUCUGCCAAAUGGGAUUUUCCUGGAGAUUACAGCCUCUAAGUGUGACACGCUUGCAUGUGUUUGUCUUUGUUGUUGACUGAGUGCGUGUGAGGACUAUUGUAAUAAAGCUGUGUCUCUUCGGAGUGUGCGUCUUAAAGGGUGUGUGUGUUGUUGGGGUCUUGAGCCGAGAUGCACAGAGAACAUGUUCUGCUGUCACAUGGGGCUGGUUGGAUCAUGACUCAAGUCUCUCUGGCAUACUGAACAAGAAAAAGGGAGGGAGUGGGUUCAGAUGUGGGGUCAGGCGUUUUUCCACACUGCUGCGGCUCUUGUGUGACUGUUUAUUUUCUGAAUACAGCGAGAGCCUUUAAACAGUGAUGCACAGGGCCAUGUAACUAUAAGUCCCUGACAUACUAUGACUUUUAGACUUCAAAACAUGAAAAACAUACACAGUUCUAGCGUCAGUGCACCAGUGUAAAUAUCUUAUGUUUUCUAAGAUCAACAGUCUUGGACACAGAGUCAGUUUAUUAUCUUCAAAGAUUAUGAACACCCGGAACCAUUUACAGUAAACAAGCUUGAACCAGUGACAUUUUGAUACUUGUGCUAGCAUCCUGGCUCUAAAGCAGGGGUGGGCAAUCAUGUGCCAUGGAGGGCCGAGAGGCUGCAGGUUUUCUUUCCAGCCCAAAACUCCACCAGGUGAUUUCACUGAUUAGUUCCUGCUCUCUGCUUGGAGGUAAGGUAAUCAGUGAAAUCACCUGGUGGAGUUUUGGGUUGGAAAGAAAACCUGCAGCCUCUCGGCCCUCCAUGGCACAUGAUUGCCCACUCCUGCUCUAGAGAUAGCAAGAGAGAUGGCAGUGUGAUUGAUGUCUGUAAAUUGGUUCAGAUUUUCAUGGGACCCAGAUGAUGAACUCUCAAAGAUCCCCUGACUUUCAUAUAAAAAAGAUGGAGGUGUUUUUUUACCUUUAAAAAAUUACCUCUGCAAAUACCUUCUAGGGUUUAACAUUUUUUGAUUAACGUUCAUAGUUUGUACAGGGUGAGGUCUACUAAUUUUGACUACUCCUGCUGUACCAGUAUGAUGAUUUCCAAACAAUAUAGUUCCCUGUAUCUGUCAAAAUGUGAGUGAUCACUUCUUUUUUACCUCAGCCCUUUUUUAGCCAGUUAAACUUUCAAUGUGUUCAAUUCUUUAUCCUGAGUCCAUAUGUAAAACAAGUUUAAGUUACGCUUGUAACACAGGGUUGAUUAAUAAUGUUCUUAAACUUGCAGCUGAUUCUGGACCACACAGAAUCCUCAUACAAAACUGCACCAACAUUUAGUCUUAAAUUUCUUGUAUUUAUUUAGCUUUUAAUGAUCAGUCUGUACAUUGCAAUAAAACAGUCUUGGCUUCUGUUGAUUUAAUGUUCAUGUAAUGAUUCAUCAUUGGUGUAUGAAGCAGCUCCAUGGUUGGUCACUAGAUGACACCAUCAUUACAAAUUUUCUCUCUGAGUCACUUUUUUUUUUUCAUAGCUGAGUUAAAUAACCAGAUCUGACUGUCCCCUCUAAGGGUGAAUUUUCUCUGUAACCCAUCCCAGAGAUGUUUGGGUUUUUUUUUUGUUUGCCUCAGCGUCUGCUCUGUGAGGAGCUGUCCGUGGUACUGAGCAUAAGCCGUGCAUGCAUGGCUCUUCGCUCAUGUGUGGGGAGGUGGCUUUGUAGUCACUCGCUAACCUGCUUAACCUACUUUCUACUCGCCGCUCUGUCAUCUGUCCGCACAGAGGAAAGUGCUGUAGGAUAUAUAUAGAGGACUUAACAACACACACUGUGUUCAUCCAUGGUUUUCUAGUAAAUCAAAUGCUGCCAUGCCUUGUUGUUUGACUUGUUUCCUCACCCUCAAUGCAUCACUGAUCAUUUCCCUUAAUGAAAUCCAGCGUCACUCCCAACAUGAACUCCUCAUGUUCGGCCCAUUAACCCAACUGGUAGAGAACGUGUUGGGACGCGCCUGAACCAUUAUUGAGAUGAAUAUGAGCAAAAUAAUGACAUUUUAAGAUCUUAAUUGUCCAAUUAUGUAGACAGCUGUUGUGCUGCAUUGCAAUGCCAGUUCAAUUGCUGUUUCCUAGCAACCAGAGAGGUACAAUGCAAUGAUUUUCUGUUAAGUGGCGUCAUUUUCUCCCAGCAAGACCAGAGUGUAUGUUCAGAAAACAAAUUUAAAUCUGCAGCGUGUGCAUGCUUUUUCACCUUCAGGCAAACAUGUUUUGCACUUCCCGGCUUAAAUCUUUUUAAUUCAGGACUAAAAACUUAAAAAUGCAGGUGUGUAUGAGUGUGUGUAUGCGUGUUUUUAAGUUUGCUUAUGGGUUAUGUGUGCAUCUGUUCAGCCUUGAGCCAACCCCUUAGAAAAACUGCAUUUCUGCAAAAAUACAAAACAAAAAAAAUAAUAAUUAUAAUAGUUUCGCUUGAUUAAUUUUCACCCAAAACGCACCAUCCUGAGCUAAUCACUGUACAUGCAUUCUUUUCAAUUAAUACAUUAUCAGGGGAGCUAGAGGGAGGGGUGGGCUGGAUGGUUGGGGGAGGGGAAAGGAGAGUCAAGGGGGGAAACAGAAAAUCCAAUCCUGCUGGUCUGAAGUCUCGGAGCAAUGGAGCAUUAGUCUCUUCUCGAUGUAAUUGGAAUGACACCAAGAGUAAAGCUGGCUGAUUUAGGGACAGCCUCUAGGCUUGAUUUAAUGCCCCCUACCAAAACUAUACAUUCAUCUUUUUAUCUUUUUUCAUUCACUCGCCCAGGCUCUCCUGCGUUUUCCUCCCCCACCCUGCAUCACGCUUCACCCACUCACCACCAGCCACAGACAUGUAUCUCCAUCUGUACUCUAUUAACAGAGCAGAAGCUGCUUUUUUAUUACAUUCUAAGCCAGGAGGUUAAAAAAGGAAGUCAAGUUUUCUAACAGUGCUUGAAUUAUUCUGGCGUUCUUCUACUCACUCUUUGUGGCAUUUACACACUUAUAACGUGCUGUAUUCUCACAGAUGUUAUGUUAAAACACUUAAAUGUCUAAGAGCAUAGACAGGGCAGACUAAGCAGGUGUAUCCAGGCCAGGGAGCUGUGUCUCCGUGGUUUGCUGCUGCUCAGUCCUCUGACAGAUGGACUACCAGGGCAAUCCUAUUACCCCCCAUGUGUUUAGCUGCUCUUAAUACUGGAGUGGGAUGCAUGGCUAAUGGAAGACAAUGAAUGUUUGGAGAGAGAAGCUCAGGCUACUGCAUGAUAAUUAUCCUGAUUUGUUUAUAAACACGAAGGAGACUGACGCCAGCAAAAAUAAUGUUGAGUAAUUUGGUAGUAAUCGUUGUAACAGCUAGUACUGUAUUAUAAAAAAAAAGCUUCACUGUAUUAAAUUCAAACAGUAGGAAAAGCUUUCUUGGGCAAAGUUCAAAAGGAUGUUUUGGUGAAGUCCGGUCAUGACGUUUAACCCUUUAGGCUCACGAUACUGGAAACACUGAUGCACAUCAUGCCUGACUGAGACGUUAGGUAAUCCAAAGUAAAAGACUGCUCCAGGAUGCACUAUUAGGCGUACUUUUUUUUUGUAUCAGGUAUAGUUGUGCCCAUUAAAAUGUAACUCCAUUGUAUUAAACUUUGUCUCCAUGCUAUGAGCUAGUACACGUGUGUUUACUGUUACUUUUUCAUUUAAUUUUGGUGGUUAUUCCUUUAAAACCACCACUGCACAUUAUAGUGGGAAAUCAAAUCUAGUUUAAUAAUAAUAUAUAUUUUGAAUCCCCUAAGUGGUGAGGCUCAGGGGAAGCAAUGUUGGACAAUUGGGCCACACAACAUUUUUGUCCAGACUGAAAUGUUUUCGCUCUAUUAUUGAAUGGAUUACCAUCAAAAUGUUGCACAAUAAGUCAUGUUUGACAGAAAAAAGAGGCAUUUUAACAGACUUCUCUACUGGCUGCACCAUGAGGCAACCAUGCUGGCUUUGUUGAAGUACUAACCAAACUAUAUGCUACAAAAAAAUACUGAGAUUAUCUUCCUGCCCAGAACAAUGAAUGACUUUGGUAAUGCCCAGAUGUGUCUUCUACACCUUUUUAAAAACAUUUAAUGGUAGGUAGAUGACAAAGCAGUCGGAGUAAAUACACAACUUGCCAGCAAUGACAGUAAACAGGUUAAGCAGUUGUUCUUAGAGCAAAAAUGCAUCAUAUUAGCAGAGAUUUGAUGGCAGUGAACUGACUACUAUUAAACUUCAGAUAAUGUAAACAAACAUAAACAGAUAUCUGCAUGAACUCCAACGCUAACUCCUGUCCUGUCCUCUGGUCCCCCUUAGCUGAACCUAUUUGUGGCAAUUAUGAAAUUGAUCAAACUAGACUGUGGGAGAGCUUAAGCAUGAAAAAUCCUGUUAAUUAGAUUAAUAUUUCUGCACUAAAGGUUGUUCUUUCAGCUAAGCAGACUAUAUUUCUUAAAGAUAUCUCAGUAACAGUAACUCUUUGUCUAAGGUUUUAAGUGCUUGUUUAUAUGAUAAUUAAAGUGAUUUUAUGGCUGUGUGGAUGUUUUUGUUACACCGAUAUGUGACUUUAAAGAUUUCCUCCAUUAGUUUGAGGGUGACCCCUUCUAGAAGAUAAUUAAUGUAGAUGCUACAGGGGGAUGUAGGGGGUAUUAUUUUAUUCAGAGCAGAUAUUUUGGAGAGCCAGUCAUGGUGGAAAUUAUUUUGUCUAGAGGUAUUUGGUAUCAUUUCAUGGUUUUUUGUCCUGAUUUUCUAUUUCAGUUUGAUUUAAGUGCUACAGAUGUAGGUUUUGAACUGUUUUGAAGGCAAACAAUAAAUUAAUUGCUGUCUGAAAGUUAAUCCAAUUUUUUUUGCACAAUUAUAAAUUUCCACUUCAAGCUGUUCCAUUAUUCAUACCUAUUCAGUCUCGAAAUAUGAUAAUCAAUAUGAGUCUUAAAUCCAGUUUGCAUUGAUUUAUCUUAAGCUGAUAUUUGUUAGAUUAACUGCAUCAAAAUAAUCAAUAUUUCCCCCUAUUUAUGUUAGAUGUUUUCUAUUGAUCAAGGCAGCAGUGAUUGCAAUCACAAGAUAUGGAGGAACUCUACUAAAGGUGUAUGAUUGUACUGUGGAGCUGGUGGUGCAGCCAUGAAUCUAUACCUCUGUGUACAUGUAUGUGCAUGUAUGGUGCUUGGUAUGCAGACAGUGUCUCUGCCGCCUGUAGCCUCACGCCGGCCUCCCUGGGUCAAACAAUUACCACACAUCAAGGAAAGCAAUUGGGCAUGACUAAAAUAUCAUCGCUGUGUGAUUGUGUCCCUAUGUUUGGGCUGCUCGGGCCUAAUUUAACCCACUUUGUCCGUACGUUCGAGGAGAAUUGAGGACACGCUCUGCAAUUCCCGGGGCCCCCCGAGCAUAUCCUACAAGUCUGACACACAGCAGCUGGGUUUGUAGACACGCUGUCACAGGUCUCUUACCCAGCUGAGUGGGAGAUGGGGAGUAAUGAGCAAGAGAAGUGAGGAAGCAGAGGAGAAAAGAGGCUGGAGGUAGAAGUGUGGAGCGUUAAAUUUCCGUGAGGGGGCAGAAACUUGAGGCGUGUUGACGAGAGGUCUGGAAAAUAUGUGUAUAGACCUGGAAUCCAAUUUUAGGUUUCAGACUGCUUCUAUUUGAGAGCCAAUGAGGGCUGCUGCCCCCAAAUCAACAAACUCAGUUUUUAUUUGUACAGCCCCACGCCACAUUAGAAAUUAACUCUGGUAACUCUGGUAACACAAAUCCACCAUGAGAAUGAAUAUGGCUCAGUUUAAAUAAAAAUCCUUUUGACAGGCAGAAACCUUGAUCAGAACCAGACUCAUUGAUGCACAGCCAUCUGCUGUGACUGAACGGACGAAGACAGGAGAAAAAAAAAAAAAAAGCUGCUGAGAUGCUUCUCACUGGACCCAUUUUGACUAAGUUGGAGAGAAAGGGUGGAUAAGGGGAGAGGAGAGUGGCAUAUAUGCACAGGGAUUGGGACAGGGGCAGGCAGAGAGAUGGUGGAUGUUAUUAGCGGUGCUGCAUUGAUCCCAAGCGCUGGCUCCAAGCAGCAUUCUCCACUUAUUCCUUCAUUAUACAGUCAAAUAUUUCUGUGCCUCUAAGUACCCAACCUACCCUUCAUCUAUCUGUGCCCCCCUCCUCACCCUCUGACAAAAUCUGACAAACCUGAAUCUCUCAUCCAUGCUGCUCCACUCUACUAAAUCCAUUGUUUCUUUCACUGAUUCCAUUUCAAUUUCAUUUUUUUGGUCUUGCUGCUCAGCUGUAACUUAGCCCAAGUCUUUGUGCUCCUUUUGUGCUCACAGACCCUGUUUAAAUAUUGAUAGAGAUUGGAAGCACCGCUGACUACUCAGCCGGGGUCAAGGAUGGCAGAGUUUUCGUGCCGAUUUCAUUAAGGAAGCAGAUGACUGUAAAUAUGAAAGCAUGAGAGUCACGGGCCUUCAACGACCGCUCCAGCAGCCUUCAUUAUCCCCCUGCGUGGCUAACGCCCUGUAAUGUAUUCCAAUGGAGAUGAAGGUUGGAGGGUGAUGGGGUGUAAAAUAGCAUGUGUAGGAAGGCCCCUGCUUUCUUUACGCUAUGAACAGCAUGCAUCUCUCACAGCCAGAUCCCCAUUAGUACAGGAGCAGAGGAUUGGGUGUGCAAAUGGUCGCAUGGAUUAGAGAGCUAAUGCAUUUAGGAGAGGGGGCUCCACCAUCUCUUUAUUGCUGCUGUGCAUGUGUGUGUGCGUGUGUGAGCAUGUAUUUGUGUGUGUGUCAAAUCUCGCAAGAGGGGAGAUAUCCAGUCCCUUUGUGGAGCUGAGGAGAUUUAGAGUAAAGUGAGUAGAUAAGGGCAGGGAUGCACACACUGAUGCAACACACACUCAUCAAAGAUUAUGCUUUGACCAGAAGUAGAAAGCUGGUAGUGUGUUAAACUCAAGCAUGGAAAUGAGAUCUUUCCUGAAAGAGGCACAGACGGCGGCCCUACUAAUCUAAUUAAUCAGCGUCUGGGUUUUUUUUUUUCUACAUUUUCUUCUGCCCUCUUUUCAGGCACUCUUUAUAUCUAUCUCAACCCAUCUCUGCUUCUCUGCAGUUUGGAUUUCUCUGAAUCUGAACUUUUCCCCCUCUGUCAAGUGUUGAUCCUACAGCAGAACUUAUAAAGCCUCUGCUGUCUCUUCCUAGUAUGCAUACCAAGCACAGGUCCAGAGAGGAAAGCACAAACGCAUAGAUGCCUCUGCAGUAGCAUGCAGGUAUGGUGAUGGUGGUGCAGGAUCUAGCUGGCUUAAGAGGCAACCUGCUACUAGGCCAUAAAGCAGAUGUCGACAUUUAGACGCACGAACCAAGUCAUCAAGCUGUGAGCAGACAAGAGUUUAACCCCCCUGUCUGUGCUGCUGCUGCUGGUGGUUCGAGAGAGCGUCACAUUUGCUGCUCGUGUGCUGUUUUAAAGAGCCAGGCAGCAGUAUGGGAGGGGCCCCGCUUUGCUGAAGCGCAGCAGCAGCAGCAGCAGCGCGGUGGGUAACUACAGCAGAGCUCUGCGCAGUGAGUCAGCUGAGGGAUCACAGGCGCCGGUGACUGAAUGAAUGAAGACAAGAGAGGAAGAGGAGAACACCGCAGGAUCGAGAAAGAGAAAUGCGAUUCUAUACAGCUCUGUUGAGGAGAGUCUAACGCGGAAACACUGAAGUGAUCGGAGCAAGCUUGUUGACGCAUAAUCCCACCCGCCCCGCCGGCACUGGGAGGGGGCAAAUCUAGCCUUCCUAAACUCCAAUCCUGCCAAAGAGAUUUACGGAGAGCGCUGUUUCUACUGCUGCAGGUUCAGACACCUGCGAAAAAACAUUUCAUGUGACCCUUUUCUGAUAUUUUUGGGAGAUACUCGAUGAUGUCUUUGGAUCCAGAGGAGCUGACACGCGCGUAAUUGGACUGUUAAACCCCCUGUUGGAUUUGGCACUGUCACUGCGCCGCGGACAGCGCGUGGUUGGAUACGUCCUGAGGGGUGGACAGGACCUCAUCAUCAUCAUCAUCAUCGUAGCAGGUAUUUGAUCGCGAUUGUGUAGCUUCUACUGGAGAUUUGGAGCCAUGACAGGCCCCCCGCUGGUCCCACAGCCCGCCUGCUGACGGUACCGGGCAGGAUGGGAGCAGGUCUGCCGCGUUCAGGAUCCCGAAGCAGCCGAUUCAUCAAUGGAGGAGGAGAGUGACACCCGGAAAAUCAACAACAGCUUCCUUCGCGACCACAACUAUGCAACGGAAGGUAUUCAAAGCCAUGAUGUUGAUGAAAAAAAAAGGUGGAGGAAGAAACCUGAGGCUGUAGCGAGAGGGAUGCUUAUUUCAGUGAUAAAAUACAAGUCACAGUAUAGGAAUAACAAAGGAAAAAGAAACAAGAACAAGACAGAUGCCACAGAAAAUUUGAUUAACUUUAAACCCCUCCUUAGUUGGAAAUAAAUAUCCUUACGUAAGGUUUUCCUGUGAUGCUUUUAGGUCAGUAUAAAUAUAUAUUAAGUCACAUUUAAUCUCAUUAGAUAGGAAAUGAGAUGUUCAAGAGGUAGAGGAGGAAAAUUCUGGUCAUUUCUCGCAUGUCGGCUGGUGGUAUCAAUGGCAGAGGAUGAUGAGGUGGCUUCCCAUCAUACCUGCUAUUUCAGGAUGACAAUCAUUUUCGAAGGGAAUGAGGAUUUAAUCUGUAUUACAGGCAGCAGUGGAAUAAAAACCUCUCCCAUUGUCUACAGUGAACAUGUGAUGCAGUAAAAAUGAUAAAUUAAUGAUGAUACAGAUUUUUUUUGUCUCACUGGAGAGGAGCUCGUUGAAAUAAUUGAACAGGGAUAGAGAAGGUGCCCCAAUUUUCAGAGGAAAUCUGGACCUCUCACUCUCUUCUACACACACAAACUGAGUGCAUCUUUACUGUAUAAUCAAAGCUUUAAACAAAAGCUUUUUUCCCUCUGCUUCACAGCUACAAAUGCAUCUCUUACACAUGUGUAUCAGCCUGUGUGUGUGUGUGUGUUUCCUCCUCAUUGACCACACACAUCACCCUCUUGAUUAUCAGCCUGUUAACUGUUUGAUGCUUAAUAGUUCCCCGAUGCUCCACCAAUCAGCUGCACCUGUCCUCUGCAAGCUGCUUAGCCCAUUGAUCAACAUAAAACAUUGAUUUACAGGUAAAAGCCUCUAUUAAUCUCAUUACCAGCUCGGGUCCUCAGUUCAGUGAUUAUGCAGAUCGGUUAUGGACGUUUACUGCUGUGUUGAUAUCAAAGAGAUAAUAAAACUACCGGGGGCUUUAUGGUGGAGCCGUUUGGACUGAUUAGUUUUAUACAGACUGAACACAACCCUAUUAUGUGAUGCUGUAAUGUAGCAUGACACAGGGCCUAUAAAAUCGAUCUAAACGUUGAAACUUUACAUCACACAAGAGUCUGGUCAAAGGUAUUUGUGAUAGUUUCUUGCAAAUAACUGAUAAUAAGGUGUUUGGAGUGAGUACAGUCAGUGUUCUUGUUUUUCAGUCACGAAAAUAGUCUCUGCAGCACAAGGGAAAGCUUUCACAACAUAUUUUACUACCCACUCACCAUGAGAUUUGAAAAUAGAACAAACAGGACAGAAAACAUGAAAUAUAAUCAUCUCUAUUAAAUCAUCUACAGUACACAAGAGGUAGAGGGAUAUGGGGGGUGUGGAGAGGUUUUUGGAGGGUAUAUGUGGCUCCAGGGUGGGUCAGAGCCACCAUGAGCUCAGGUUACAAAAGCCACUGCAGGUUGGAAAAGAGACAAAGUCGAGGCUUUGCAGGCAGAUUGUCCUCGGUCUGCUUUUCUCUUUGUUUUUAAUUUAAACAUAGGAGAGCUUCAUCAUUCACUUUACUCCUACACUAACAGAUGAUUCUCUGUCACUCUUAAACACACACUUGCUGGUUCAGAGCAGGAGAAGUGAAGUGAAGGAGUGGGGGGAGGACGUGAUGGAUAUCUUUGUUUGAUGUGUGUGCUGAGAUGAAAAACAGGAGGGGAUCUUCUGUCUUGAAGCUCCACUCUGUUUCACUGUGUGACUCUGUCACAUUCAGUGGAUCAGGAGAGCGAGUGAGCAAGCGAAGAGUCACAGAGACAGAGGGUGUAAAACAUGUCUGUCUGCUCUGCUGCCCAUCUGUGCUUUCCAAACAAGAAGGGGCUACUUUUGUUAUUUUUUAUGGCUUUAAUUUAUGACUGACCGUCACAGCUCAUCUAUCAUGAAUGAGAUGUGUGCGUGCGUGUGCAUGUGUGUGUGUGUGUGUGCGACUCACUCUCUCAAUCCUUGUCUCCUAAGUGGUGUGAAGCCAGUCUGAAGCCAAAGAUCACACAGGCCGCUGUCUGGGUCUAUCUCUGGUCCUCAUAAAUUGAGCAAAGUGCACAUGUUUCAAUGGGCCCAGUCUGUUCAGACCACACACACAUAGACACACACGCAUGCACACACACACACUCACACACACAUAGACACAGUCAGGUCCCUGGUUGGGAUUCCCCUCAGGCCGUGCUUGCCCAUCACGGCAGGACACUUUAAUGAUGUCACAUUUUAAUGAUGUCACUCACACCGACCUUUGGCUUGCACCAAUCCCACGCCUCAGUGGGUCUGUGGGCGGGAACAUUGACCCACUGUGUGAGCAUGUACGUAAAUUACAUGCACAUGUAGUUAGAAACUCCUUUUCUGUCAUUAAAUUCCAAUUAAUUGUUUUACUUAUUUUCUCGUCGAGAGAAAGAAAUCAGAAUCUGAUUUGUAUCCACCACCAGAUGACAUGGGGAUCAUGUUACAAGGAUGGAUGAGUCGUGUCUCACUGCAGUUGUGCAUAAUAGUGUGUGCUGAGGCAAUGAACUGUUACGCUCUUACAACAUCAGCCUAGGCUAAUUUUCCUGCUUUGCUUCUUCGCUGUUCCCAUAGUGGAAGAAAUCGUCAAAUAGCAGAACACCUCACUGUGUGUAAAAAUGUAAAUAGCUCCCCUGCUGUGAGGCAGGACCUCACCUAAUGUCUGCCGUUGUAUUGAUUUCUGCUCUUUUACAAUUUAGCCACCGGAACAAUGACCUAAAGAUCUAUUGGUGGGACAUGUAAUCCUUUUUUUUCUGUCUCUCCACCGCCCACUCUUUCUCUCUCUCUCUCUCUGCUGCGUACACGUCUGUCUGAUGUGAGUACAAGCUUGUGUAUGAUGUGACCCCUCCAGCCCUGCUGAAUACUGAUGCAGGCCUGUAACAUGGAGCUCACGGCCUUUAUUGCAGCUGCUGAUGAGAGUUGAGCCUGUGCCAAGUCAAACGGCCUGGGGCCACACUUUAGGACCCCGGUACUAAAAAAGACUUAGCCCACCAUACCCGUAGGACCCAUUCAUUAUUCACCGCAAAACACUCAAAACCCAGAGCUGCGUGGCCACAUAGCAAAAGAAGGAUAUUGUCUGUGUAUGAGUGUGUAUGGGGAUUGUGUGGGGGUGGUGGGUGCUUAAUGGCAAGCUGUGAAGUUGGGGCGAGUCACACUCCUUAUUCAGCAGCUGCUUUCAUCCCCUGAUUAGCUUCUUAUUAAGUCUGCAGCUCCAUGAAAUUUUAAUGAGAAUUAUUAAAGAAAACCGGCAGAGUAGCUACUGUAGGAUGAUUACAACUACAAUCUUAUUUCUCGACUGACUUCCUGGUCAGGCGCCGCUGUGAUAGAUGUCCUGUAUGAGAGUCACUGGGUGCACCGCUAGCCUGAAGGCUAAGCAGUGUUUGACCUUUCUGGACUCUGUAAUGGGCUACAUUUGUAAGUUUUGAAAGCUAAUUCCUGCGUCCUGUCGAGGAAGAAACGUCACUCUAGGGGCCUUUCAUGUUUUUGGUGAUAAGGUCGCUGUAGAAGGAGGAUUUCAUUCUGUACUGAUGCCAUCUAAUCUCUGAUUCACCCCAGCCUUGAAAACAGGAACAUAAAAGAGAUUGCACCAAAGCAGCACAGACAGGCACAUCGAGAGGGAGAGACAGCUUUUGUUUUGUUGUGUUGGAUUAUAAUUCAACGCGCCCCCGCUCCCCCACCAUCCCCCUCCUUCAUCUUCAAUUUCUAAGAGAAUACCAAAUAACGAGCAUUUGGAAUCACUCCUCUUGGUAUUCAUGUUAGCAGAGGCAGGAAUUGAUCGCUGAUUCCACCUCUUUCCCCACUUCUUCGUCCGUCUUUCUGGUGUUUCUUCGCCCUGCCCUGUGUUGUGUCUGCAGUUCGAUGUGUGCAACGGUGAAGUGUUAAUGAAGUGUGAGAAGUGCAGCAGUAACACGUCUCGCCCAUUUCACCCUCGACUCCCCUGUGGGUGAGUGUGGGGAUACAGAGGGGAGCGCACACACCAAAAAAAAAAAAAAAAAAAAAAAGGUUCACACACACACACAUACUCGUAUACACACUCUGUUUCACUCUCAAGGGGCUGAUCCUGCAGAAACCAGGUUAAUUAGCUUGUUCACUCCAGAUCUUACAAAGAGUCGUGCUCUUCAGAUGUAGAGAGCUGCAUUGUGCUCUGUUGCUUUGUGUGCAGCUAAUAAAGCUUAAUAAAGCCUUAAUCAUAUGGCUGGGUACCAGACCAGCAGGUAGCAGGGUGUAUUCAAAAUUCUGAUUGAUCUCUUUUGUUGCCGGUUGAGAAGUGAAGCCGUAAUCAGCAGCUGAGGAAUUGUGAGGAGAUUUUACGUCAAGAAUUUGUGCUUUUGAAUAUGUUUGUUUGAAAUUAAAAAAAAAAAGGGGAGGGGCGCAGAUCGCUCGAUUUUGUUGAUUAUCAUCGAAAGAGAGUGCUGAAGCAGACCUGAUUUAUUCCCCAGCCUGAUCCUUUGACGCAGGCAGUUCAGGCACAAGAGCAGUAAUCCUCUCCUCUGAAUGUCUAACAAAGCACCUACACGACACCAUGUUGCUAACAUCCCUCCCUCUAUACCUGGUAUUACUCUACAGCACUUACGCAACUUGCUUUCCAGGCAGUCACACCAUUUUGGGUUUGUCUGUCUUACACAACCUUGCAGUGCCACAGGAUCAAGCCUCUCUUGGUUUUGUUUUUUCCUUUCUCAGCCCUGACAGGAUUACAUGUUGUCUAGAGGUUAGCCAGGGUGCUCCUAUUUUUGUCGUCGCCUGUGCUGAGAAGGAGACUCUCUGUACAAUCUUUUAUUGACCUACUUAGAGCAAACAAUCCUCCCCGAACAGACUUUCCCCCCAUCUCUUGUUUCUUUUAGUGGCCCUCUCUGUUGUGCGUGAUAGAUGUCGCAUGCUUGGACGUCUAUAAAUACAUUCAAUAUCCUCCCUCCCCUGCCUACGCUCCUGGCUCCUCGUGCCGCGUUUUCAGUCCAGAAUCAAUGCAUAUCUAUGUUUCCAUCCAAUCAGCCGGACUCAUGAUACUAUAUUGUGUGCUGAAGGGAGGGUUACUGAGGUUCAGAUUGAAUAAAACCAGAUAAGAGCUGAGCACAUUCCUGUUUUAUACUGUAACAUACACAUCCUAACAGGCUUGUGUGUUAUUACUGGUGAUGGAUGUGUGUUAUCUCUCUGAUGUAUCAAGAAGCUGCUGACCUGUCUGUGUCAGACCUGGCUGGCCAUGGGAUUUAUGAGCUUCAUUUCGUUAUGGUCCACUGAUGAAGCUGUGCGUGUGAGAGAGUGAGAGAGAGAGGGGGGAGUGUGUGUGUGUGUGUGUGUGUAUAAGUACACAUUUGAUUAGCCGAAUCAUCAGGCUGCUGCUAAUUCCUGUCCUCCUUGAACCUGCUGAUGCUCAUGUAAUAAAAUCUGAUCUGACACAAGCGGAAAACAUCCCUGAGACUCCGCCCACCUGCAACUCAGCUGCUAAUCAAUUUGUUUCCUAUAAUAGAAAUUUUAUCUUUGGUAACUGCAUGCUGGGAUUCAAAUAGAGUCCAUCAGUGUCAGAAUAGAUUGCCUCAUCAGGUUUGAAUAUAUUUGCAUGAAGAAAAACUCAUUUGGGGAAGCAUUCCAUCAUGUAACUCUGAGUUUCUGCUUCGUUGCGUCUCGCCAAUUCUUCAUUCACCAAGAUGAUUGAAGGAUGUAUCCGUGUGUAAACUCGUUAAACGGCACCCAUCAAUUACUGUUUCUCCUCAGUGAGUUGAUGAGAUGAUGAUGAGGGAAGAAGAGAGGAGAGGAGAAGGGGGGGAGAGAAGAGAGAAAGUGAAGAGUAUGAAGGACGAAAUGAAAAAGAGAGAAAAGCUUUGAUUUGAGAGAGCUGACCUCAAAGCCGAUUCACUCCAGUAGUUUUAGCUUGAUGGUUCGAGGGAAGACAGAACUGUGUGUGUGUGUGUGUGUGUGUGUGUGUGUGUGUGUGUGUGUGUGUAAGAACCUCUAUGCAUGCACAAUGUGGCAGAUUCAAAAAGGGCUGAUAACUCCAGAUUUUUGCCGGCACGCCUGCGAGUGUGUAUACAUGACAGCAAUAUGGUGUGUCAGUGGGGUUCUCUCAGGAUGUAAUUAGGUCAGAGUGUGUCUUCCCUGAAACAUUAUUAGCUUCUAGAUUUAAAUACGAUUAGGAUCUGCCUGCCCCCUCCUACCUUGUGUCAUUAUCGGCACACGGCCAUGAGAAUCCCUCUGGUGUCGUUCCUCAAUGUAGCUACUCUGUUCCGAUCAAAUAAAACAAGUAGAGGACACACACACACGCACACAUACGUUUGGAGGCAUGCCGCUUUGUCGUUUCCACAGCUGUAUGUGAGGGAAAGAACCCCCCUGUGUCUGCAGGGACUCUAUUGUCUGAAGUUGUGUGCUGCUGCAUUGAACUGCACACACUCCCCCAGAUGCAGUAGCAGGUUUUCACUCUAUUGCAGCACUCUCUCUGUCUGCUGAAUUACAGCUAGCAUCAGCAACUAAAGUCUGAGAGCUAUUGGCACACACACACACACACACACUGCAUACACCCCUCUGACUGCCGCUAGAGAUGGAAACGGUCUCCAUAGCAACAUUCCCCUCUCCUGUUCAGUGCUCUGCCAGUAGCAGGUCCACAGAGGGCGUGGGGGGUACAAAACAACAAGCGUUCACUCGUUCCCUCUCUUACUGCCUAAUAUAUUGUCACUGUUAAACUGAGGACUAGCCUCUCCUGUAGUGUGUGUUUUUCUAUGAGUGUGUGUGUGUGAGACAGACAGACAUUAUGCUGUGCCAUUUUAGCCUGGGGCUGUGUAUUAAUUACAGUCACCAUUAGCCUCUCCUAAAUCCAUGCAGAUGUAUGUCUUUGAGGAGGAGAGGAAAAGCUACCUUAAGGGUAGGUGCCUGUUAUUUACUUCUGGGGAACUGUAGCCAUAAAGAAAGAAAGAAAUGAUGGAAAUGGAGAGUAUUUGUGUCUUACAUGUUGUUAUCCUGCUGAUGCACUGCAGAGAUUUGGAGUUAAAGAGUCUCCCGCACAUCCACGGACAAAUGUCUGCAGCAUGGUUUAACAGGUUACAGCUGUUUUUUAAUGAAGAAGCAGGAGAGCCACUGAGCAGCACGGGGUCCUGCUGCCAGGAGGAGAGAGGUGAACUGCAUUAUUAGUGCAGCCAUAGAGACUCUUAGAGAAGAAGGAGUGCAAUUACGUGACACAGAUUGUCUCACUUCACUCAGACAAUUAGUUGAUAUCAUGCAGUGACUCAUGCAAUGGCUCCUUCUAACCUAUAUUUCACCAAGCGAGGGUGCGUCCACUGCAGUUUCAUCGUGAGGUUCCCUUUCCCCUCCUUUCCUCUGACAUGUUUUCUCAAAGUGUCUCCUCCAGAUCUCACUGAAAAGGUCUUUCAUUUGUCUGACUGAUACCUUGACAGCUGCGUGCACGUCCACACUGACAUUUUCUCCCCCCCCCCCUCUCUUUCCUACUGUGUUGCAGCUGACAUUAUCUCAACGGUGGAGUUUAACUCAUCAGGGGAGCUGUUGGCCACCGGGGAUAAAGGAGGCAGAGUGGUUGUCUUCCAGAGGGAGCAGGAGGUAGGAAAUGCCAACAAUGCAAUGCUAAUUAUGCUGCCCUUCUGCUUAGAGGAUUUGACAGCCUUGAAACAACCAAGAUUGUUUGUUUUUAGAUAACUAGCUUGAGAGAGGGUGUAAUUAAAAAAAGAUUGUGAAUGAAAAAUCAUCAGUGAAUAUCUUGGCUCCACAAAAGAGCAGUAUUUUAGCUGUCAUUUCAAACUUGUGUUUCAUGGAGAAGCAUAGUUGACAACUACAAGUGUUUUUCUGAAUGCCUCUUAAAAUGUCAUGGUUACCAUUUACACCGAAACCCUCUUCCUUGAUGGCAGAUUGCGCAAACAAAUUCUGUUGUAUGUACAGCAUGCAAGGACAAUGAAGGCUAUUCUACUCUAUUCUCAGUCUCAGAAACAAAUGUGCCAGUGCUGCCCUGUUUACCUCAUUAUUGUAACAUUUUAUGCCAAGGAGAAGCAUUAAAAAUAGUCAAUAUAAAAAGCAUACUGAUACAGUAAUGUGCCAGAGCAAGCACAGCACCGUCCUAUGUGUAAAAUAAGUCUUUCUAUAUCAUAUUAACAAGAGUAAACAGCCAUGCAAGCACCUAUGAAUAACUUACUCAAGGUGCUGUGUUGAUUAAUUUGCUGAUAGGUCAGAAAUGUAUGCUAAGAAUGUUAAAUAGAAUGAAAAUAUGUUAGCUUGGUUCAGUAUUACACUGAAAAAGCACGGCAGGGAUACAGCUAAAAAUCUCCCUACCUAAAGAAAGAAAUAAGAAAUGACAUUAUGUUUUAAAUACAUAAAUGUUUUAUACAGGUCAUGUGAAGUUAGCUUUUAUACCUUUGGAGAGAAUCAGGCUGUUGUUUUGUCUUCUUGGGGGGCUUUAUGCUAUGCCAGGCUAACAAUGACAAUCCUCUUUUUGAGCUGUAUGCUAACUACAGCAUGCUCUUAGCAUCAGAAGUAACAUGCUAAUGUUAAUCCAGUAAAAUGUUUACCAUGUUUAUUGUGUCCAGAGUUGCAUGUUUGCAUGCUUACUUUCUCAAAUAAUCCCCAAAGUAAAAAUGAAGCUGUGGCAGAUACUGUAUCUACACAUCAGAUUUAAAAGCAAAUAUGAAACAGGUUUAGGUUGUGAAAAAACGAAGUUGAAAAUCUGAGUUAGUUUUAUAGCAAUGCUUUUCAGAUAUUUCAGUCAGGAUUGACUUGCAACAGGCAGCCAUAACCACCCACUGUUGGCAUGGCAGUUUUUAAAGCUACAUAAGGGGCAUGUAGUCAUCUUCUGUCUAUUUUUUUUAAAUUCUUUCUUUCUCUUGCAGAGUAAGAGUCAACCCCAGCGUCGAGGAGAGUACAAUGUUUACAGCACAUUUCAGAGCCACGAGCCGGAGUUUGACUAUCUAAAAAGUUUGGAAAUUGAGGAGAAGAUCAACAAGAUCAAAUGGCUUCCUCAGCAGAAUGCCGCCUACUUCUUGCUCUCCACCAACGGUUAGUAAGUCAUCUUAGUCGAACGUGGUACCAUGGUGUUAAAAAGCCAAAGAAAUCAUCAAUCUGCCAUGAGAACAUGGUUGAAUGUGAGCGCACGGCUGUUAUUAGUCAAUAAAAAUGUCAGCUUAUGAUUCAUUUCUCACUUUGUGGAAGGGCGAGAUGUACAGCUGUUAUGAAAGGAGAUGUUAUUUAUGUCAUGUGAAAAUGUCUUGUUGAGUUUUUGUCUGCAUUUAUUCCUGUUUCUCCUGGAUGAGCAAAUGCCACCAGCAGUCACAUUUCAAAUUCAUAACUUCAUGCAUGGCUGCCACAGCAGAAACAAACACACACAUAUUUUAGAGCGCGUGAAACCACACACUAUACAUGCACACUGAGUCAAACAGACACACUCACAUCAGCAGAGAGACGUCUUGCAGAUUGCGGGCUUCAUGCAUGGCUGCUGCAGCAGCGCUUGCAGUGGCUGGAGCAGAUGGUGGAGGUUCCUGUGGCGAUGGCCUCUCUUCUCUGACACCAAUAUUCACAGCGGAAAUUAAAAAAAAAAAAAAAGCAGGCAACAACCUGACUGGCCGCCGCUACCCCUUCAGCAGACCGAGAAGAUGGGAUGUAACUGGUGUCUGCGAGAUGCAGAUUGAAAAGAGCCCAGAUGGCUUUUUCUGGGGGUGCAUACACCGCAGCCGGGAAAUGUAGUCAACUUGUAGAUUGAUAUCAGUGACAUGAAAAUGUUCACAGGAGCAGCCAUUCAUCAUUCUUGCUGGCUGCUGCCCAGCUACAUGCCAGAUUGGCUGCCCAACCCCCCGCAUCCAUCUUGGAUCUGUGAUUUACUGUAGUGAGCUUUGAUCUAACUGUAUUUGUGUUUGUGUGUGUCUGUGUGUUUGUGUGAUGUGUCCAUCCCAGACAAGACGGUGAAGCUGUGGAAAAUCAGCGAGAGAGACAAGCGUCCAGAGGGCUACAACCUGAAGGAUGAGGAUGGACGGAUCAGGAACCCGUCGACCAUCACCUCACUACGGGUGAGAGGUCUCACAAAACUAUCAGGUUUCACAUCAUCCCCAAAGUGUCACAUGAAGUCAUGCACACAACUCUGUGGCUCGUCUUGCGAGUGUGUUAACAUUUUUACUGUUUGGCCUGGAGCCAAGCACCAGGUUAAAACGAAGAGAAAAGAGAAUAUUCUACAUAAAUCUUGCAUGGAAACAAAAACAGGAUUGGCUUAAAGACAGAUAUGGAAAUUAUCAGAUAUGCUGUUGAACUAUAAACUUUGUAGCUCCAUCUCUGAAUAUUUGAUCAAAGUGGUUUGUUUUAAAUCCUGUGAGCUCUCAGAGUCAUUGUCGGCAUAUAGUAAUAACAACACACUGUGUGCAGUAUAUCCACAACAGACUAAAUAAACAAUCUCACAGUGUUUUCUUGAGAGUAACAGAAAAAAAGAGUCAUCUAGGUAAAUACAUCUGUUAUUAUUAUCUCGGUUUUCCAUUAUUUGUGGUGUAAUUAAUCAGCCUGAAACGGCAUAUUUACAGUGAUCCUACAGUCCCAGCUUAUGAACACAUGGCCUUUCACUAUAAGUCAAGAGUAAGUAGCAGGCUAGCUUUGCUUAGCACAAACAAUAAGCUAGGCUAACUGAAUGAGGGCUGUAGUGCUAUAGGGACGUAAGUGUAGUGUUAAUUCAUUUUAAUCAGUCCCUUAGAGGCAAUCAUAUUUCUCAGCAUACUAAACCCUUUUCUUUGAAGACAAAUUAACAGCUCAGGUGAAUGACAAUUAUCUAGACAGGAGUAUGAAUGAGAGACCAAAGCUGACAAACUUUUGAAUGGUGCUGCCUAUCUAAAAGGGCAUGUUGAUGAUAGGCUUUCAAGAGCAGAUAUUUUGACUUGGCGCUGCAGGGAAUGAUGGGUAUAUGACCAGGUAAUAAUGACAUUUACAGUAGCUGUUUUAUGCAAGUGUUCCUGCAAGACAUGACAACCUGACAGUAUGAAAAUAUACAGAUAUGGAGUAUAGAGAUUAACAGACUUUAGCCAUCAUAAGUUUUAUAACUUAUACCUGUUUUUUUUUUUUUUUUAAUAUCUAUCUUACUUUGUAUUUUCAGUGAAGUCUAAAUAAGUUGAGUGAAGAUAAACCGAUCACAAUAAAUCAUUAAGUCAUUCUGUUGCAGGCGCCUCAUUAAUCCUCAUUAAACUUCGAAUAACACUCACCACAUGUCUGAACAACUCCAGCAAAGUUAUUACCAAAGGGUGUGAAUCUCCCCAUAAGAAGACAGUCUAGUCCAGUCCAGUCCAGUCCAGUCCAGUCAAAUCCAGUCCAGUCCUUGAUGGCUACAAUUCUAGUCAAGAAUGGUUUGAUUCGAUUUGCUGCGAUCUAUACAUGGUUGUGGUUCAAUAUAAAUUGGUAACUGAAUCCCAAGAAGAUUUUCACACAUAAUAAACUUUCAGAGAAUCAAAGACAAACUCAUCUUCCAGUAAAACAUGCUUGUGCCCAUUAGUUUUUCAUGAGACAAAUGACUAGGCCUGCACAGUCUGACAUAACAAUGAACCAAAGUCUCCAUCAUUCACCCACUCCAAGGCGUAUCACUAUGACAGGAAGUUUGGUGAGAAAUAUAAAGAUUUGUAAAAACUAACACAGAAAUCUUGGCUUUUCUGCACUUCUGAUGUUUAGGGACUUUGUAAAGCCCGGUAGCACCAAUUAUUUAUCAAUAAUUAAUACUAAUUUAGUCAUCUGUUUAUUAGUAUAAUUAUUACUGUCAAAGUCACAAAAAAUCAAAUAAGGUAAUAAAAGUAAAUGGAAUAAAACAGUGUAACAAAGCUCAUUGUGACACGUCAGACUGAGGAGCACUUCAGUUGUAAAGACAUUAUUUCUCUUUUCUCUCAUCAUUUCUCUUUGACUGACACAUUUGAUCUGCACAUUAAAUUUAGGAUCUGUUAAAAUUGCUGCUCCCCCCUCAUAUCGAAGGUCCCAUUUAAUCUGUUUUUUAAAACACUUGGUGAAGUGCUGUCUGCUCUGUAUUUUUUUUUAACUAACUUAAGGUAUAAACCAGAAAGCCAAUCCCCCAAUUUCUAGAACAAGGCUAUAAACCAGGAGUCUCAAACUCAAAUGAGCUGGAGGCCACUGCUGGCACUGUCAUCUCACUGAGGGACCAGUUCAGUGUUCAAAACUAGUAUCAGCGGAAAAAACAUAAUCACAAACAUUACUGAAAACAGGGCUUAUUUCCAAAAAUUCUGCGAUAAUAUUACACAACUAUUAAAUUCACAGUAAGUGCUAAUGUUUUUGGCCUCAUUCUUAAAUAACAAAUCAAAACUUUUCAUGAACUGACAGCUCUUCUGUUCAUAUAAUAUAAAUAUUAGCCUUAAAUCAGCUUUGAAUGCUUUGAUGACAAAAUGUUGCUUGUAAAAAGGUUUCAUAUUGAGGGCUACUUGUGUCACAUCUUACUAAUACUAGCACAGAUUGCACUGUGGGAUCUCAAAAUUACUCUUCCGUGUGAUGAACAAAGUCACUUUCUCACAAAGCAUAGAGACCAGCAGACUUUUUGAAAGACCUCAGUCCAACACAUGAAGUCCAUAAUUUCUGAGAUGGAGAUUGUAACCUAUGAACUACCUGCUAGCUACCUGACUAGCCACCUCAGCUAAGGGUCCUCUUGUGAAGGUAACAGGGUAUAAGUCUUGCCAGAUUGAAGGCACUGAAUACUGUGUGCAGAAAAUACGACAAAGCCCCAGUCAACCACCCGUGGACUUGUACACUGAUUUUCAGCACAGCGGUUAAUAACUGAUCCACAUCAGUAGAUCUUCAUACCUCCAUUGAUACUGUUCCUUUUUGAAACACCACCUGAUUAAAGAGUGUAAUUUAAAUUCGGAUAAAAGACACCAGCCGACACACCAUCAUUAGACGGUUUGAAGAUACUCUGCCAGAAGACAGUGAGAAUGAGUAAAUUUGAUGAGCGCUAAGGUGAAGACCAUGAAAGGAUCAUCCUCACUGACCCCCCUUUUCUCUCUUCUUAUCAGUCCACUACCUCUUUAAUUUUCACACAAAGCAACUGGGCACGUAGGACAGCAUGUGUGAGUGUGUGUGUGUCUGCCAUAGUAGAUUAGUGCUGUGUUCAGCGUGUCCAUCCCUCUUUGUCUGGCUGGCCAGGGGAUCAUAGCAACCUGGAGGAUAGGCCGGGACUGUGGCAAUCCUGUUUAGAGGCUGUGAAAUUUACGCAUUUGGGAGACAGAGGGGGAGGAGGAAGGGGACGAGCGCAGGAAUAAUUCCAAACUGCAGCCAGAGAUGAUCAAACUGCAAAUACUCUUUAUUGUGGCAUUUAAAGUCUUCCACUCACUGUCCUCAUGAAUCCUAAAACAUGUACUUUCUAACAGGUUAUUUUAUUUUAUUUAUAUUCAAUAUUCUUUUAAAAAGGGACUGCAUGAAUAAAACCAGUGCCAUGCUGAUUCAUUAGAAUUUCUCCCACAUUAUAAAGCACAGAUAUAUCACUUUAAAAUAUUCAGUCUUAUGGAGGACAAUCUUGGGGUCGUUUCGGGCAGGCUGAAUAAUGUAACUGUCAGUGUUUGGGGUUAUGGGUUAAUACGGUCCGUGUCUCUUUGGACAGCCGGUGAAAGACAUGGAAAUGAAGUGACACCCAUGGAGAUACAGCAGCCUGCUGGGCUGCCAUGUCUCUCUGUCAGUGCCAGCGACGGACAAGAGAAAAAGGGAAGAAGCAGCCGAUUUGUUCUUCCCUCUCCCUCCCCUCCCCUCUCUCUUUGUCUGGGUUUUAUCUGGCCAACGGGGGGCUGCAUGCAGGCUGGUGCUGGGUGGCUUUGAAGCCCAAGCAGUACUGUGUAACUGGGUGUGUUUAUGUGUAUAAGUGUGUAUGUGUGAAUGAGUGAGUGAGCUCAUCUUAAUUCUGCGGAGUUUAGUUAUCAUUCCUCAGCAGGGCCUUGUGAUGCCCUUGGGCCAUCUCUCUUUCCAUCUUCCUCUCUUUCGUUCUUUUCCGGCUUUCUCUCGCUCGCACACACACAAACAAAAAAAAAGAGUGACUUCUUCAGCACCCCCAUGAGAGAUAGCAAGAAAGAGAGAGAGAGACGGAGGAAGGGAGGGUGGUGUGAUCACUGAGUAGCCGUGUAGUGAACAGAUAUCCCCGGUCUGAUUGAAGUUGCUCAUCAAACAACCCUGGAGCCCCUCUGUCGCUGUCUCUGUUUCAUUAAGAUUUGUGGAGUAAAUGUCACAUGAAUCCCUGGAGUCAUCUUGUUAUGGCUAACACACGGACGCACAUACUGCAUAUUAACAACACAAAAUUAAUGCACCCACAAGCACGCAGGUUCACACACCCACAGAUAAAAAUCUGAGAGGUUUCCUGGAAGGAAGCAGCGUUAGUGUGCAUGAAAUAUUUAAUGGGUGUUACAAAAUCCAUCAAAGCCUUCGAGAAGGAAAAUUUUCUCUGUCCUUAACUGUCCUCUCUUCGUUUAAUAGGUGCCGGUGCUGCAGCCUAUGGACUUGAUGGUUGAGGCCACGGCCAGGCGAGUUUUCAGCAACGCUCACACCUACCACAUCAACUCCAUCUCUGUCAACUCUGACCUCCAGACGUUCAUCUCCACUGACGACCUCAGGGUGAACCUGUGGAAUCUGGAGAUCACCGACCGCAGCUUUAGUAUCCUCUAACUCAAGACUGCUAUAUGAUCGAAAACAUUAUUUUCUUUGAAAUAUUUAAAAAUAGGUGAAAAAGGUUUUAGUACAAGAAACACAAGAAUUAGAAUUUUCAAAAGCUGUAGUGAUUCACCCUCUUUGGCCUCACAGGUUUUGCCGUGUACUAAAUUUCAACAGCAUGUCUGACAGCGGUAGUUGUUCCUUAGUGCCUUCUUGUCAGAUAUCGUGGACAUCAAACCAGCCAACAUGGAGGAGCUGACGGAGGUGAUCACCUCUGCGGAGUUUCAUCCCCAGCAGUGUCACACCUUCGCUUACAGCAGCAGCAAGGGCUCGAUACGACUGUGUGACAUGAGACAGGCCGCGCUCUGUGACAAACACUGCAAAUGUGAGUACAAGUAGAGUCCUUUUUCUGUGCAAACUGAAAAGGGACAAACUACAGAAUAUGCUCCAUAAAGCUUUGGAGCUUGCAUGCCUAUAGGAAUAUUUUUUACAGUUUCUUUAUCCAUCCCACAUGGAGGCAUUUGUAAUCCUCUUUAAAGCUACUUUUAAAAUCUAGUUGACAAACUCCUUCAUAAACAAUUGCUUUGUAUUAAAAUUAAUUAGAAUUGUGAAUAGUGAUAGUAGAUUUUGCAUUUAAUCAGUGUUAUAUUAGAAAUAACGGUGGAGGAAAAAAUUGAUUCACAUCAGAAUCACAAUUCUGAGUUCCUGCAGUUUUAUAUCAACAAAGGAAAAUUCCUAAGCUCCACAAACAGCCAGUUUAUGCAGCAAUACCACUCCUGGUAUUGUUUGUUAUCAGACAGCUUCCAUGGCUCAGAAAUGUAGCAGGUGUGCAUCAGUCCUGGCCAGCAAGUCGCACUAGUAUUAGCUAAGUAGCUCCUCAUGGAGUUCAGUUAUGUCUAUUAGGCAGCAAGAAAACCAGCCUGUCUCUGUGUUUUUGAUGUUGACAUUUAACUUUAGAUAUGUCCAGAUAUAGAGGAUCAUUACAUGAUAUAUUCCAUAUGCAAAGUGUGGGAUAUGAAAGUUAAGCUCUUUGGAAACACUAGAGAUGCCUGAGCUCACAUCAAACUCCAGCACCUGGUGUUUAGAGAAGUAAAACAGUGACUGACCACAGCUGACCAAUGCACGCUGCAUAACUUGAUCAAAUUUCUGACUAAUUCUAAAUGGGCAAAAAGAAUAUCAAUAUAUGAUCGUCCCUUUCACUUCCACAGACCUCCAGAGGUCCUCAGUGAGGAGGUAUUCUCUUCAGCCAGGAUAUUAAAGACAGCUCUCAAAUCUGACUCCAGAGCAUGCAAUUGUGUUUUCUGCACAAGUAUCUCAAAACUGCUACAGUUAUUCCUGACAUGUCAAAGUCCAAAGAGGCAGCUGGCCAAAACCCUCUAUUUUACGUUUGAGUAUAUUCUAGUUUGUGUAACCUGAACUUUGUGUUCUUACCAUAGUGGAGCUUGGGCCACUGAGAGCUGUUAGAGUCUGAAAAAGCUUAAUUUUUGUAAGUUUAGCACAAAACAAAUGUUAACUUUUGUCUUCUUGUUGCCUCUUUGUACAUUAUUGUAAUCAUGUGAAUUAAAAACAUUUUCAAAUAUAGAAGCUGCACAAACUCAAACAUGAUGUCCUUUAAUGAUAGCAAACUAAAGGAGAAAAAAGCAAAACAAAAUAAGCAUUCUUUUUUUUUUUUUUAAACCAAUGACAGAAUCGCAAAGCAGUUUCAAUCAGGACACAAGAAUCGAAACCAGAUCAAAUUGUGAGAUGGUAAAACAUUAGCGCCACUAAUUACACAUAUAUAUUACUGGCUUUACACAAAAUUCAUACGUGAAAACAAAAAAUCUCUUAGUUUGAUAUAACCAUCAGAAAAAUACAUUCAACCAUUACAUGUUUGCAAUUUACCACUCUCUGUCCCUGCUCCACCUUUUUAUAACUGCUUGCCCUCUGCUCAAAAUGCCAGGAUUGAUAACCCAUCAAUAUUUCUCCUUGUAUGUUGCAAACAAUGAACGGCCUUCUCAAAAGCUUCACAUCCUGUGCAUACACUUUGGUCAAAUGAAUAAUGAAUGCAUUGACAUUUUGGCUGAAAAAUCAAUGGUUUAAGAGCAAUCGCAUUAGUCCCACAUGGCCACACCUUGUUGUUCAAUAACGUCAGUCAUUUCCUCAGACGUAUUGAUGUGUUCACUGGACCGAGCAUGUUGAAUUUCACAUGUAUUAGCAGGCUAAAUAAGAACACCUGUGAAUGCAUUUCAAGCUGUGGUUACUGCUACUCUCAUUUAUUAUCUUUUAAAGAUGAUCUGUACGUGUUUGAGGCAGGUGUUUGCCGCACACACACACACACACACACACACACACACACACACACACACACACACACACACACACACACACACACUGACAGAGCAGGCAGGUGCUCUUGUUUGCCUCAGGACGGGUCUGUUAAUACCGACCUACUGUCUCACUGCAUGAACGGCUCAGAGCGAUGUAUGAUACACUCCCUCCCACACAUUCACACACAGCUCUUCUUUCCCUUGACAUCCACACACAUACAAAAAUACUUUAUGAACCUUCUACAUAAAUAACACUAACACACAAUCAUACUGUAGCCCCCUCCGGUUGCUGUAAAUCCAUGAGGUUUCUGCUAUCAAUCAGCGUUAGAGUGAGGAUGGAUGAAUGGUAGGAUAGUUGAUACAGGGAUGGUUGGAAGGAUAGAGGAAGACUGCCAAAGCGCUGAGCUGCAGGACAGAAAGAUGGGGACCAAACAGCCCCAUGCUGACUCCCCAGGGACCCUAUUAUUUGCCAGGAGGGAGGGAGGGCAGAGGCUCACACACACACGCACAUGCACAUGCAUAUAUACAUGCACAUUCAUACGCACACACACAAAUCCAGUGGGGCUCAAAUGGGCCCAGCACUUUGACAUUGAUUUGUUUUUCUUAUCCCUUCCUCAUCCCCCCAUUUUUUCAUCUCUCAGUCGGCAUCCCUAGUUAGACUCCUCAUUGACACAUCACAGAGUGAUUCUCCAGGCCUCAGUGGAGGAGGAGGAGGGAGGGAGAGGUGGGGGGAAGGGUGGGGGCAUAUUUGGAGAGAUAGAGAGGACAGGGGGAGGAAGGGUGGGAGGGAGGAACAAUAACUUGACAGCUAACGAUGGAAUGCCUGGCUCUUAUCCCCAGUGUGCUGGCCUGCACACAGAUCAGCAGCUGCCAGAAUCAAUAUGAAUCAUAACCAAUAUUUACCCAGCAUGCUGACCCACUCCUGCCUCCCUAUACACACACAGAAAUAAUACCGUGAAGAGACCCAGCUGCUGAAGCAAACCGGCAUUGUUGUGGCUCUUGUCAUUCACUAACGACGACCCAAAACAGAGUCUGCUCUGUGCUUCCUGCCUGUCAGUGAUUAAAGACUUAUGCGAGGGAAAAACGCCUCUCUGGUCCAGGGACCUCUUACUGAGGAACAAAUGAUUUCUCUGGUACAGGAUAACUCUCUUUUGUUUGUUUUUCUUAGACUUUGAGGAGCCAGAGGAUCCCUCCACUCGCUCCUUUUUCUCUGAAAUUAUCUCAUCCAUCUCGGACGUGAAGUUCAGCCACAACGGGCGCUACCUGAUGACACGGGACUACCUCACUGUCAAGGUGUGGGACCUUCAAAUGGAGAACAAACCACUGGAGACGUACCAGGUGAGCUUUUGUCAAGCUUUAAUGUGUCUGCUGGAAACUUUGGAGGCUACAGAGAGAUAUCUCAGUAAAUAAUGGUUAGGCUGAGUUCAAAUAAAAAAAAUUGAUUUAAGGCUAAUCACUCAACAUAAUCCUGUUCCAGUGUCAUCCUGCCAAUCUGUAGCCGUGUCAUCUUUAGCGAUUAACCUGGGGUGGCUUAUUGAGCUGACUGUCCAUGAAAAGACAGAUAGUGGUGGUGCUGAUGCAACCUGAAGGGCAAAACCUCCCAUCGUGAGGUCACCAGGGGUCACAUCCGCACUUUCUGAUCAGGGGAAGCCAUCUUAGGGCAGGUCAUGAGUGAUAGGGCCAUAAGCGGGACUCAAGGGAUUCUCAGUCCAAUUCCAGCUCCGCCUCCACCUGCUACCAAGUGUCUUAACGUAGGUCACCAGGUCUGAGGGGAUUACUGAAAGUAGAGCAUAUGGUAGUGCAGCUUAUGGUUGCAUGGCAAUGAAGAGAUUAAGAUGUUGGAAAAGUGUGGUCACAAUUCACCAACAACUUAAGACAUUAAUGUUUACAUUUAUUUUCAGGUCCACGACUAUUUACGAGGCAAACUUUGCUCUCUGUAUGAGAAUGACUGCAUCUUUGACAAGUUUGAGUGUGUCUGGAACGGAUCAGAUAGGUAAGAAUCAUCUCAUUAUUACUCAUAUAUUCUUCUAUCUCGCCAAUUUAUAUCUCUAAUGGACACUUUUUUCCCUCUACCCCCCACAGCGUCAUAAUGACCGGCUCCUACAACAAUUUCUUUCGAAUGUUUGACCGAAACACAAAACGUGACGUCACGCUGGAAGCUUCCAGAGAAAACAGCAAACCCAGAGCCAUUCUCAAGCCUCGCAAGGUACAGCACUGCUCACUCACUAUAGCUAAAUAAAGAUGAUAUCUGGAAACCUUAUGAUUAAUACUGACAGAUUUGUUAUCUCUACUAAUGAUGGGUAUUUGGAGGCAUCCAUGCUUUGCUUCAAAUCAAAAUCUUAAGAUAAUCUGAUGCCACAUGAGUAAUUAUGGCCUUAAAAGCUAUAACUCUGACAUUCAGUUGAACUAUUUUCAUUCUGAAUCCAACAAACAGCACCAAUCUACAAAUUAGGUUAAUUCGAUAGACUGUAUAAUAAGUAGGAUGACAAAACAGUACAUUAAAGUGAAGCCCAAACACUUGGAGCUGCCCUGAUUCUCAUUAAGGGUUAGUUCUUAUCUUACUGAUUUGUGUCUAAAUGUUUGUUUUUCUGUAAAGUUCAGUUUAACUUUGGUUAUCUAAUGUUAUAUAAAGGGGCACACUGCGAUUAACAGCUACGUUGACAAUGUGGAUUAAAAUUAACUGGACUGUGAGUGUCUGAAUCAAGCUAACAAGAUUUGCUUAGGGCCUGUGUCCACUAACCGCUUUUUUUUUUUUUUUUUGUGCAACACCCACAACCUCAGUUUAAGAGAGCUUUUGAUUGGUGUUACUGUUGCUAGGUGACGAGGGUUGUACUGCGGUCCCCCCAGUCCCAUUGGUAGUAACUGAUCGGUCAAUAAAAAAGGUGGUUAGUUGUCACCUCUGCACGGGUGUCUGCCUUGUUAUUGCCAAUGUGUCUGUUGGGAGUCUGCCCCGCUUGGUUUUUAUUGGUAGGUGUUGGAGGAGUGACAUUCACAAGUGUUAAAGUGUUCAAGAGGUUGAACUGUUUUCAACAGACAGCACUGUGAGCAAGCCACAAAAGACAGCUGACAUGGAUGUAUCUGGGCUUAGAGUACUGAACGCUGAAAACUUCAGAAAAUGCAUAAAGUGAGACAGGCCCUUAUGCUGUGGACCGUACAGACUGAAGGAUCUCUGCAUUUUAUGGUUCAAGUAAAACAUAGGUAACAAUGUCCACCAGCAAAUCCACACUGCACAGAUUCCAGGACAAAAAAGUGCUACCAACACAAGAUGUUAGCAGCCAUCUGUGGUCUUUUGGCUUUACAUGUGUACAGCAAUUAGCAUUGGAGAUAAUUCUCCCAUCUUUUUCUUACAAUAAACGGUCGAAUCGGUUGAUCUGUAGAAAAUUCAAAUCACCUCACCUUGUAAUCCUCAAAGCAUUUCAGCAUCUUUUACAGUUUUUAACUCACUGUGUUGGUUUCACAACUUUGCAGCAGAACUCACUGUUUUGGUGUGCCCUCUAAUGUGACCCUCACAGCAGGUUGUUUCAAAGAAAAAAAAAAAAAAGUUCUGAUAAAUCUGCUGAACACAACUUCUCAAGCAACAAACAGCAGACAGGACAAAUUUAGCAUUAUUUGGUAAGCAAACUGAAAGGCUUAACCAGGCCACAAAUUCCCCUUGAGUUCAGGCAGACACUGAAGCAAAGUUUGAGAUGAGUGUGUGAUACAAAUAACUUGCUAGUCAAAAAAAUAAAAUAAAAUAAAAUAAAAUAAAGCUUCCACACUAAUUUUAAUGCUCUUCAGUUGACUUAAUUUAACCUUUGAAAUUCUCACUAGGGAUGUUUGAAGCAACCAAUUUCUUUAUUGAUUAAAUGGAAAUUUGAAUUCCAAGAAAACACAUGAAAAACAGCACAGAUUUAAAACAUUUUUAACAUGGCUUCACAAAGGAUCACAGAGUUAGAGGGAAAACUAUCACAUUUGUUUGUUGAAUGUUGCUAAUGUUAGCAGAAUUAGCCCCUCCAGUCCCUCUUACAGGUUUCUGUCUACAUGCCUGUGCUUUUUUAUUCCCGUUUGACCAGAAACAGCAUACAUCAACUUUUGUCUCCACUUCCAGAUCAAAAUACUGUCAAACUACCUAAUGUUUCAGGAUGCCAACUAUGCUAGGUAGUAGAUCAUUUUAGCAUCACGUCAGUAGCCACUGUCGAGAACUACAGCUUCAUGAUAACAUUUAAUAGUUUAGUCAACUAAAUGUACACAUCCUUAUAUCUGGCCAAAAUAUAAACCACUGUCAGUUUAUGAGGUGUUAUAUAUUCAGUGUUAUGUUGUACAGCUUGUUCUGAUGUCUCUAAUAAGGCAAAAUUAAAUGGAUAAUGCUGAAAUCAAUGCUAAUUUAUGCUUUGAAAACAGUGAGAACUGUCAUACUUUAACACGUCUUUAUCCCCACUGUUAUCCUCCAGGUGUGCGUGGGUGGAAAGCGCCGAAAGGAUGAGAUCAGUGUAGACAGCCUGGACUUCAGUAAGAAGAUCCUUCACACUACGUGGCAUCCGCAUGAGAACAUCAUUGCUGUAGCUGCCACCAACAACCUCUACAUCUUUCAAGACAAGGUCAACUAACAGACAGACUGGCCUUGCUGACCCCCCCAACACAUGAGGGGCUGUAGGGAGAGGCAGGGUUGGAGAAAGACAGUGAUGAAGCCCUGAUCUACAUCCUCCUCCCCCUCCUCUCUCUCCUUUCCCUGUGUCUUGUUGCUGCCGGUCUUGAUUUUCAGAAGUGCAGAAAAAAAGUAUCCAGUGACUGACUUGUAAAGCAGUGAAUUUAUGGGAAGCUGGAAAUGGAAACUCAGCCUGGAUACAACAUGUGGAAAAGGGUCUCUCAAAAUCAAGAAUGGACUUUCAUUCUUCAAUUUGAUUUCUUAUUUAUUUUCUUUAGCCAUGCAGACACCCGAAGGAAUAAAUCCUGUGCAAUUAUGCAUCAAGAGGAUUGCUGCAUGAAUUACAAAAUGUAGCAGCCCUCUGGACCCUGAAGAAAGGGGAUGGAUGUGGGUACAAUGGACACACAUAAGAGCACACAGACUGAAACACAGCUUACAUGAUGGUGGCUCAUUGUCAUGUAGCAACAGUGCCCCCUGUCUUUGAGUCUGCUCAUGCUACAGUGCAUGUGAUCAACCCUGCAGCCUCUGACUGAGGCAGUUUCCAGACAGUUUAACCUGCUGCAGAGUUUCAACAAAAGAGGAAGAGACUGUUAUUAAUCUCUGACCCCACAAACUGAGUUUUCUCUGCCUGUGACAUAAUGUGGUCAGUCUUUCUAGUUCCAAUUCUGUGUCUCCCUGGUGAGACUGCUGUAGUCUGUAAUGUGAAUGAGGCCCAUCCAGGCUGUGUCAAUGGUUUUAUUUAAUGCUGUUGUUUUAUUGAGUCCUUCUCUCGGUCAAUGAGUCUGUUUAGAAGCUGUGGUGCCUUCUUUUGGUAUGUGGGGGUUUGAUGUAGUGGGAGUGGGCGGGGGGAGGGAACUGAGUACAUGGAAGGAGUGUGAAUGUUUCAAAUGAAAUGUUAACAUAGCAUUUUCUUUUUGGUUGUUUUCCCCCUCUUUCUCUUUAAACAAUAAAGCUCAACUGAAGUUUGAAGUGAAAACAAAGUGCUUGAAGUAAUGUAGUCAAAGUUACAUGAAAGCACCGGCUACAUGCUUGAGAGUUCAAGAGAGGAGGCUGUGAUAUGUACAGAGUAAUCCUUUGCUUGUAUCAUGUUGCAGUCAGUUUGCUGUUAUCUGUUCAUAAGAGACAUGAUAAAGCCAGAUUAGCUUUGGUUUAAAUUUAAAGUCCUUCACCAUUUUUUUAAUCUUAUUUGGAUAGUACUGAAAAUGAUCUGUAGAUGGUAGUAGAGUAAACUUUUCAUGUUGAUUUAUUGAACUUAAGAUUUCUUGACAUACCAUAAUGCUAGCACAGCUCUUUCUGCAUGUAUUGGAUCAGAUUCUGAUGAAAAGGACAGCUUGCAUAUAGAUAUUUGAGCAUCUACAGAUCAUCUUGAGGCACUAUGCAAGUAGAAGAAACCUGUUUUAUUAAGGAAAGGUUUCAUUUGUAAUCGCUGCAGUGCUCGUCCAUGUUCCUUCUCUUACCAAAGAGAAGUAACUUGGAACAGUAGCAGGUUGUAUUUCAGCACUCAGCUCCAAUCAGUUAGGAAAGCCCCACUUGUCUCAAAUUUGAUUUUAAGAGCCAACUCCCAUUAUGGAAAGCAGUCCAAGGUCUAAAUGAACUCUGUGAAAUCAGGGAAUUAUUAAGUGUGGUUCCUUUGAACAGUUAUGUCUUCUAAACAACCUCCUUUGUGACACUAAUUGAAACAAAAACAAAAAAAGAAAAAAAGAAAAAAAACUUUUAUAGCUCAGAAUGUAUUGAAAUGCAAUUACCAUGCAGUCUUUAUGCUUACUGGACUUUCUUUGAAUAAAAAAGAAUAAAGAUGUGCAAGUUCAAAGACU
This is a messenger RNA of Xyrichtys novacula (pearly razorfish), 53210 nucleotides long. NCBI's taxonomy places the organism in Eukaryota, Metazoa, Chordata, Actinopteri, Labriformes, Labridae. The record is from the annotation of a GenBank genome assembly.